ACUUCCGGGGCGGCUCGAGGACGCGACGGAAGCGGCGAAGGAGCUUGGUCACGGGCUAGCAGGGCAGGCAGCGCCGGUCUCGGAAGGUCUUCCCCCUCACCCCUUUCGCCCGCCGUUUCCCGGUUCCCUCAGCGGAGACGCCGGCGGGGGACACGCGACGCCAUGAUCACCUCGGCCGGUGAGGGAGCGCGCAUGCGCGGCGCCGGGAGGAAACAAGAACCCCCCCCCCGCCCCGGCCGCUUCUUUUCAGCUGAGUCAGGCAGGGCCCGAAGCCGCUUCCCGGGAGCCCCGGCCCAGCCCGAGGGGCCACUGCCCGGCUCCUCAUCCCGCUCCUCUUCCUCUUGCCCGCUGCCCUUAGAACCCUAGAACCGCAGGCCCGGAAGGGACCCCCGGAGGUCAUCUAGCCUGACCCCCUGCCACGCGGGAGUCUCCUUUGGGAGCGGCCUGUCCCCCUCUGCCUCGCCGCCUUCCUGUCAUGACUUGUCGCUCGCGGGCUUCUCGUGAAGCUGAGCGUCGGGAGCUUCAGGGCGGAGGGAGGUUCCUGCGCGUAGUCGACCGGGGGAACUCACCGCCGCAGGAAGGAGGCGGCGGCGGCCAGCGAUUCACGGGGGAGGGGAGAGAGCUGUCCGUGGCUAAUGGGUCGGAUGGCUAUGCUCUGCCUCCGCAGACAAAAGCAGAAACGGUGGAGAGUUGCUCUUUCGCUCAGGCCCUGCUUGCGGGUUUCCCACACUGGGCAUCUGGUCUGCCGCUGUGAGAGCGGGACGCUGGACUGAAUGGGCCAUGGGCCUGAUCCUGCAGCAGGGCCCUUCCUAUGUGGACAACUUAUGGUCUGUGUGUGUGGUUUGGGAGCUGCAAGGCCAGGGAGAAAACAAUGCUGUCCAGGGUUGUAAAGACUGCGGAGAGAAUAAUUGGGUGCACUCUUUCCACCUUAGAUCAAAUCUAUGCUUCCAGGUGCAGAGAUAGCGCAGGAUAGUGCGCACCCCGGAAAUGAUCUCUUUCAGCUUCUGCCUUCUGGAAGAAGGUAUAGGGUUAUAAAGACCAGGACUAGCCGCCUGAGAAACAGAGUCUACGCAAAUGCAAUUCUGGUUCUAAAUGCAGCAUAAGGAGUCUCUAUGGUAUAUUGUAUUUUAAAAUGGGGUUUCAGAGAUUUUAGGGGGUUUUGAAUGUUUUCUGUAGAUUUUCAAUUUCAUUGCUCUGUAUGGGACAAUGACAAUAAAGAUAUUGUAUAUCGCAUAUCUGUUGUGCCAGAGUCACUGCCCCUGUUCUUUUAUUGGGGGUGAAUGUUGGGUGCCUUACAAAAUGUACCAUAUUUUUCGCUCUAUAAGACGCACCAGACCACAAGACGCACCUAGUUUUUGGAAGAGGAAAACAAGAAAAAAAAUAUUCUGAAUCCCAGAAGCCAGAACAGCAAGAGGGAUCACUGCGCAGUGAAAGCAGCGAUCCCUCUUGCUGUUCUGGCUUCUGGGAUAGCCGCACAGCCUGCAUUCGCUCCAUAAGACGCACACACAUUUCCCCUUACUUUUUAGGAGGGAAAAACAGAGUCUUAUAGAGCAAAAAAUAUGGUAUAUUUUUAAGCAACAACAGAAAUUGGGCAUGUUGACACACAUGGCAGCCUUAUUCAGGUGUUUCAGGACCCUGGAAGUUAAAACGUCUUUGAGUUCUAGGCUAUGCACUAGGUGGUAAUAUGUGUAGUCAAGACUCCAGUGGGUGCCUCUGGGCAAAACAGCUGUUGGGGCAGUGGGGCAGUGGUUGGCGUGUCAGGCUAGACUGUGGGAGACCCGUGUUUAAAAUGGCUCAGCCACAAAGUGCAUUGGGUGAUGCUUGGUUGCUAUCAUUCAGCUCAGCCUACCUCGUAGGGUGGUUGUGAGGAUAAAAUGGGUGAGGUGCUUAAUUUCCACACUGUAAAUUUCCAGAGGUGAGUGAGGGUCCAAAUACAUUGGUAUUUGUGCUGUUGGUAUGUGUGCUGUAGUUGUGAGUAGUUGAGUGCAGGACCGUUGUGUCUUGACUGUGCAUGUGCACGUAAACAUGCAUGUGGACAUAAAACAGGUCUUGCAGGUGUCAAAAUGCCUCUGUUUUCAACUGUGAAAAGUUCUAAGGAAUGAUUUUAUAUGGAGAGGGGUGUGGGGAAAGAGACAUUUCUGAAAAAGAAGUGUAGAAGGCAACAUGAGGCGGCUUCUCUCACACUUUCUAAAUGUUAGCCAUGACUGGAGUAGUGUCUGCCAGGCACUGAUUGUGUUCAGAAAGAGCUCCUAGAGAUGGGUAGUGGAAUGUAGAGACACUGGCCCUCUUGUUUUGAAUCUCACCCUUAUUUUUUAAAUUGUCUCUAAGGAUUGGGGGAAAGGGGUAAUUAAUUGCUAAAGGGGAUUUUUGUUUGUUUUUUAAGAAAAUCUCUGUAGAUGAUGAACCACAGAGGAACAGUGGAUGGGGAGAGGUGGCCAUCAGUUUCUGCUUUUGCCAUACAUUUUCAUAUCCUACUAUCCAAUUUUUCUCUGUUGCUCUCUGAGGGAACACUUAGAACUCUAAGUGGUCAGAACUCAGCUUAUUUGGGACUAUAUUUUUGAUGUGCAUUGUGGAAUAUGCAGUAAGGCUCUGGGGGGAAAAGGAAGAGGGGUUUGCAUUUAACCGUAUUUGCUUCCCUCUCCUGUUAUUGAUUUUACUGUAUUUGUUUGGAGCCGUACAGUGAAUGACUGCCAAACAGGUUUUCAGACUUCACCCAUAGAACUUACUAGCCCUCUUGUUCAUAUGCCCUGAUGCUAGCUGCUUGUGUAGGAAGGAAAACGCAAAACAUGCAAGUUUUGUACUGCUGUUUUGCUUGGUUGCAAUUCUUUCUUGCCACAGGGCGGAGCUAUUUACAACACUUUGCCAAUAGUUGAAAUGUCUUUAGUCAUUCGUGUUGCCCAUGAGAAGCAGCCCCACAUAGCAGCCUCAAGGCUCUUGCUUACUUUCCACAUUGGGAAAUUAUUGUUGCAAGACAUGUGGUUAGAUGGCAAUAAAUAGAAGUGGAAAUACAGCCCCCCCGCCAGAUUGCCUCUUAUGCAAGUGCCGUUGAAAUGUCCUCUUUGACACCCUAAAACUAGGUUCAGUGUGGCUUACUCUUAUUUAAAUGUGCAUAGGAUGGCAGUCAUAAGUCCAGUGUGCUUUAUGCAGGAGUAGUUUUUAAGACACAAAUGCCCUUAAUUAUUAAAAGGUGUUUGUGUUUACCAAAAUGGGUUGUGUGAUGUAGAAUCUGCAGUGACAGUUCUGCAUUGAUUUCUGUGAUGACUAACAUGACCUUUCUUUUGUAGCUGGAAUUAUUUCACUGCUUGAUGAGGAAGAGCCAGAACUUAAGGUAAGUGUGUAAGGUUUUGUUUUUACACACUUGUUCAUACAGGUAUCUGGGUCAAGGAUUAUCCUUUUAUCCUGUUUUUCAGGAAAAGCAAUUGAGAAAGUGUUAGGUAAGAGCCAUUUUUGCAUCCGUUCCAUUCUGGAGAUGGUAAAACAGAGAAUGGGAGGAGCACAUACAGUCAUACCUUGGAUCCCAAACGUCUUGGUACUCAGACGUUUUGGCUCCUGAACCCCGCAAACCCGGAAGUGAGUGUUCGCUUUGCGAAUGUCCAACAGGGCUUCCGCAGCUUAUGAUUGGCUGCAGGAGCUUCCUGCAGCCAAUCAGAAGCUGCAAUUUGGUUUUCGGACGUUUUGGAAGUUGAAUGGACUUCCGGAAUGGAUUCCAUUCGACUUCCAAGGUACGACUGUAGUUGAAACUUGGCAUAUAAUUGAUGCAUAGCUGGUCAUUAAGGUUGACAUAGUUCUUAAAAUUCUGUUUUUUUAAAGUUAACAUCUGAAGCAGCCAUUAGUAUCCUCAUUGUCAGGUUCCAAGCAGCACUGUUAAUUUAGAUUAUAUGCAGUACACUGCCAUUCUGUUAAACAUUGCAAUGAUUUAGUUGACAGCUCAGCCAUUCUUACAGCAUGCAGCUCAUAACAUGGUUAGCCAAAACAUAAUGAUGUCAGGAAAGACAACGCUCACUCAAGAAGAAACAGAUGUUGGUGGAUUCAAGUGAUGUUUGGCCUGCAUUGGGUAUUUUUAAGCUUUAAGUAAAACCCUAGUCUGAGAAGAAAGCAGGGCUGACCCCGGUCCAUGGUGAGCAAGCUGGUCUAAGUAAAAGGAAAGUAGUCAUAGCUUUAUACUCUCUACUUACUCAGCCACACUGAGUUCACUAUUUGGGAGAAGGUAGCUUGGCACUCUGCCUUUUAAGUCAGACGAAGACAUGCAAAAGUGGCCUGGAAGUAGUCAAAUAAUUCUCUGCCACCUGCCUGCAUUCCUUUAGUGGGGCCAACUUAUCACUGUGCACAGAAGUUAGUUUCUGCAUCCUUCUAGACAGAUAUUACAGAGUAAGCUGGUAAAUGUAAGAGUUAUUUUGGGAAACUACAUGGUGGAGAUGGCUAUACUUUUAAGACCUAUCUAUGUAACACAACUCUGCACUUGUGGGAUUCUGGGGGCAGAGCUCUAAUAAUUUAAUUCUCGAUUUUCGCAGGAAUUUGCUCUUCAGAAACUGAAUGCUGUUGUCAAUGACUUCUGGGCAGAGAUCUCUGAGUCAGUGGACAAAAUGUAAGAAAAAAAUUAUUUCUGGCAUUAGGGUGGUUUUUCUGUUCAGAGCACAAGGAUGAAAUGCACCUGUCUUAUCUCUUGGUUAAUAGAAAAAAAAUUAGAUUCUACAUUCCAUAAGCUGAAUUUCUUGGUUUAGGAAUUGCAUAUCCAUAAUCCACAGGACGUUAGUUGAUAUGUGAAAUUUGGUUUUUGUUUAAAGGAGUCAGUCAUGACAGCUGAUGGUUUCUCCCUUGCUUUUGCUAUAGUGAAAUCCUGUAUGAAGAUGUUGGCUUCCGGAGUCGUGAAUUUGCUGCUUUGGUGGCUUCAAAGGUGUUUUAUCACCUGGGAGCCUUUGAAGAAUCACUGAACUAUGCCCUGGGAGCAGGCAACCUCUUCAAUGUCAAUGACAAUUCAGAAUAUGUGGAGACGAUCAUUGGUAAGUCUGGGCUCUGAAUCGGAAAACAUUCUAGCUGACUACCCUGGUUUGGCAAUGUGCUAAACGGAGUAUACAGAUUUGGCAAAGUUCUGGUUUCUAGGAUUUGAAAGAGAAGUGUUUGCUUUAUUUAAAUGUAAAUUUGCUUAAUGUGGUGAAACAAACCUGCAGUUUUUACUUGGAAUCCAGUUUUAGAUGUUAUGUCAGUUGGUGCAAGGGGCAGAAUAUUGUGAGUAACGGACUCUUUGCAUGUAGAGUGGAAGGAAUUUCUGCAUAUAGCAGAACAUUGUUCUGAAGAGCAUGAGAUGUUCAAAGGUAGCUAUGCUAUCCUACAAAUAAUCUUGCAAGAUGAGAAACUUUGUUUUUAAUAAUGAAAGCUGAGAUUGCACAGAAUACAACUUUUGGACCCAGUACAAAGAAGCACGUGCAGAAUCUUGCAUGGGAUGAAACCAUGAAUGCUUAGCACAGGAUUUUUGGUUUUUUUCUUUAAAUCAGAGGAAAAUAAAUGUCUUAGUCCUACAGUGCUGUUAAGUUAAUAAAUGAUUUUGUGAUGAAAGUUUCUUUGAAUUUCAGCUUUAACUUGACAGGUGUUAGUACUUCAUCCCUAUUAUUAUUAUUAUUAUUAUUAUACUUAUUACUGUAUUAUUAUUAUUAUUAUUAUUAUUAUUCAUCCUGAGGAUGUACAGUCAUACCUUGGGUUACAACCGCUUCAGGUUGCGUUUUUUCGGGUUGUGGACUGCCGAAACCCGGAAGGACCGGAACAGGUUACUUCCGGGUUUCGGCAGUCACACAUGCGCAGAAGCGCUAAAUCGCGCUAUGCGCAGAAGCACCGAAUCGCAACCUGUGCGUGCGCAGACACCUCUUAGCUGACAAAGACCCCGAAAUCAACAGGCCUGUGGCGAAGUACUGUUACAUUGCAACAAGAAUAAGACGAGCAAUGAUGACAGCAACGGAGUUCAAAUUGCAAACAUCGAAGGAACGAUAAUAAACAGUAGUGACAUUUGAAUUGAAUCCUUAAAACCUUAAAAGUCGAAACCUGAUCAUAAACAUAAGUACCAAUUUUGUGAUUUGGCCAUAUCUCCACUGUUAUCUGUAGUACAAUAGUACUUAUAUUGUCAUAUUUUAUUUUAUAAAUUGCUUGCUGGUCAUUGACCGUAUUAAAGAUAUUUGAUUUUGAUUUGCUGCGGAUUGCAAAUAUGCAUCCCGCACGGAUCACGUUCGCAACCCGAGCGUCCACUGUAUUGACAUUGUGACACUGGGCCAGUUGGAGAAGCUUAACAGGGAGCAUGUGCGUUUCUUUUCCCAGCAAAGUGCAUUGACCAUUACACCAAACAAUGUGUGGAAAAUGCCGACCUGGCCGAGGGAGCAAAGAAGGCAGUGGAUCCGCGUCUGGAAGGAAUUGUCAACAAGAUGUUCCAGCGCUGUUUAGAUGAUCACAAAUACAAGCAAGCCAUUGGGAUUGCUUUGGAGACGCGCAGGCUGGAUGUCUUUGAGAAAACCAUUUUGGAAUCGGUGGGUAAAAGAACAGAACGUUAUGUUUGACACAGGCACACCCUAAAACAGAAGUCCUGUGCAUGCUUACCUGAGAAUAGCUUUUGGUGGGAAUUGCUCCUCAGCAGACAUACAGAGGGCUGGGCUGUUCAUCCCCUUCCUCAUAUUGGCCCUGUAGUUCCACACAAGGUUUCUGCACCCCUUGCCUGGCUUCUGCAGUUCCAGGCUUGGUGCUGGAUGUCACAGGAUGCUUUUGCACCUAGGACUCAAAAGGCCACCCAAUUCCUGAGGUGGUCGUCUCCAGCUUUCCCCUUUGACUCCUAGAGAACAGACUGAGGCUUGCUUUAGCACUGGAUGGUGCAAGAGGUCCUAAUCUCAGUCUUCAUCACUAGCUUGAAGCUGGCGAACAAGUCAGAGAGUUUUUCCAUAGUUGUGCUGUGUCCUUCAAAACUCAAAAAAAACCUGUGUUGCACAAUUCUAGUCUCUUCUCCAACUCCAAGCUGGAGCAAAAGAUGGUGCUCUUCCUGUCAGUGUCACCAAAGUUUGGAGAAACACUCGCCAUGGCAAAAGUGGCAAAUGCAUUGUGCCAAUUAGAAGUUAGGAGUGGAUUAUCUAAGGUCACCUAGCAGCCUUUUAGCUGAAAUGAGACUUCUUGGCUCAUGGUCUUGGGCACUAUGCUGCGCCAGUUCUCAAAAUGUUGCCUAUCUGUAUGUAGGCAUUUCAGCAGUGAGAUAUAGAAUAAGGUACACUUUCCAGUAAUUUGGAUUGUGUUCAUGUCUUGCAUUCAAUAUUACUGAAGCCAGUUUGGUGAGACUUGCUUGGGUUGAUUAGCCAGAUUAGUUUUUGUCACAUUUGCAUUAUUUGUUGUCUCUCUCCAUCUCACGACCCUCCAAGAAGAUAAGAGGUAGGCCUGUUAGACAUGGCUAAAAAAAAAUUUACAAUUGUGAAAAAUAAUUUUACAGCAAUAUUUUCUUUCAUGGCAGAAUGAUGUUCCUGGAAUGCUGGCAUACAGCUUAAAACUCUGCAUGUCUUUGAUGCAGAAUAAGCAAUUCCGCAACCAGGUACUGAGAGUUCUGGUUAAAAUCUACAUGAACCUAGAAAAACCUGACUUCAUCAAUGUGUGCCAGGUAAUGUGCUAUGUAUGUACAUAUGGCUACAGACCACAGGCUAGUUUGCCUUGGGAGCAGGGGAAGAGGAGGGUAUCUGAGUAGUAGUAUCUGCCAGAUGGUGGCAUGCGUACUUCACCCUUUGGAGGAAGAGGCGGGGGGGGGGAAUGUAAGACGCACAUCAUCCAAGAAAAUUGUGGUUGCUAACUCAAAUUAACAGAGAUACAUACUGGGACCUGCUUGCUAAAAUUCUUCCAUGUUCUUCUGCCCCCUUGGCCUGUGGUUCAAGAGAAACUCACAACAACUGAUGUAGCUUGGCUCAGCUGAAGCACCCACUGUGUUGAGUGCUUUAGAAACGCAUCAGCUGUUUUGAUGUAUUUUGGCAACUUGUUUUGGUUGUGAAACUUUCCCCCCCUUUUGGUCGUUAAUGCUCUUAACGAAUGAGUGCUUGAAAGAAGCCGGAGUGGGAUAGUGAAAAGGGUUGGGGUGGAAUUAGUGAAGUCACUGCAUGAGUGGAAUGGCUUCCGCUUCUGCCACGACGCGGGAGGAUUGGGGGAACUCUCAGAGCAGAUUUGGGAGGGUUCAGGGAAGAUGUGGAAGAAGAGAAUCUCAGGGGGGUUCCGUUGCAUGAUAGGAACAUCUUCAACCCUUGGACUCUACAUUUUUGCUCAACCCAAAAGCUGAGAGGGUGGAACAAAACUAUUAUCUCUGUGUAGCCUACCUCAGAGUUGUUGUGAAGGUGUACAAAGGGGAAGAGAGGAAGGGAGGAAGAUUUAUUUCAGGGACUUGUUUGGUAUAUUAUAGUGGUUUCAAUGGCAUGCAGGAAGCACUAUAAUAAUGCCUGUAAAAGCAUAGAAAUGGGAAACACCCCCCACUCCAAACAUUAACAUGAGCUCAUUGGGAAUGGGGUUCAGAUACAUGUUUCUAGUAAAUUUUACAUAAUGAAUGGGUGAGAAAUCAUUGGCCUUAUGAAACUCCUACUUCCGUGCUGAGACAUCCUCUGACUUUUCUUCUGUUCUCUCUCCCGCAGUGCCUCAUCUUCUUGGAUGACCCGCAGGCUGUGAGCGACAUCUUGGAGAAGCUGGUCAAGGAGGACAACCUUCUCAUGGCUUACCAGAUCUGCUUUGACUUGUAUGAAAGUGCCAGCCAGCAGUUCCUCUCUUCCGUUAUCCAGAACCUCCGCACUGUUGGCACCCCUAUUCAUUCUGUGCCUGGAUCAACCAACACAGGGACUGUCCCAGGGUCAGAGAAGGAAGGGUAAGGGAGCUUGUGCGAGAGGCAUCCAAAUGGGUGGCAUGUGGCUUGAAGACACAAAUACUGUCAGGUGCUGAGCUGCAAGGUGAAUUGCCCUCCAAUGUGGUGUAUGGCAGAGCUAGCCUUGGGAUUUAACCAGAUCACAGGGUGGGACCAAGCAGUUGUACCCUGUGCACUUACCUUCUCCCUUGAGUGUAUGUAAAUACCGUAUACGAUAUACGAUAUCUUUAUUGUCAUUGUCCCAUGCAGAACAAUGAAAUUGUAAAACUACCAUAAAACUACCACAAAACUACAUAAAAACUACCACAAAACUACAUAAAAACUACCACAAAACUACAUAAAAACUACAUAAAACAUUCAAAAACCCCUAAAAACUCUAAAACCCCAUUUUAAAAUACACUAUACUACAGAGACCCCUUAUGCUGCGUUUAGAACCAGAAUUGCAUUUGCGUAGAAACUGUUUCUCAGGCGGCUAGUCCUGGCCUUUAUAACCCUAUACCUUCUUCCAGAAGGCAGAAGCUGAAAGAGAUCAUUUCUGGGGUGCGCACUAUCCUGCGCUAUCUCUGCAGCUUUCUUAUGGCACCUGGCAGCAUAGAUUUGAUCUAAGGUGGGAAGAGUGCACCCUAUUAUUCUCUCUGCAGUCUUUACAACCCUGGACAGCAUUGUUUUCUCCCUGGCUGUGCAGCUCCCAAACCACACACACAGACCAUAAGUUAAUACGCUCUCCACAGUGCAAUGGUAAAAUGCCAUCAACAGGUCCUUCAGUCACUGUAUCUAUACAACAAAAUUGUGCCGCCUCUCCAGCAAUAAUCUUGGAACUUGUAGUUUGGUUUAAGAUACUGAGUCGUCCCAUCCCCAUCCCCCCCCCCCGAUAGCCAUAGAUUCCUCCUACAGUUCUAUUGAAAAGCAAAGUACUGUAGAUCUGACAAGCCCAAAGUCUCCCCACCCCUAGUUGUGACUGUGGCUUAUGUGUCUCUUAGAAAUAAACUUCCAGAGCGCUCGCAGGCCAGUGUUUCCCAUUUGUCGGUGUUUAUAUAUACCUCUUUUUUUUAAAGGCUCCCUAUAGAAAAAAAGAGCACAGAAGGGAGAUGGAUUCAGCCUUGCAAAGUUGUACGUAAAGGGAAAGGCAUGCUCCUGCUAUUGGGGUGGGGAUUCAAAUAUGUAUUCCCACAACUGCAAUCUUCAGUGGUCAAGUGCAGAAAAAGCUUCAGCAUUUGAUUCUGCUGACUGUAUUGACUGGCCUCAGUUGUGAACAUGAGAAACACCGUUGCCUUUUCUCUCUUGCUUUAAGAGGUGUGGAGACUUGUAGAAGCGUUAGGACUGUGAAAUGAAAUGUUCAUUACCUUAUUGAUUCCUGUGCCCUUCUCAGUAGUUUUGGCAUAGGUUACAACGCAAGUUAGACUGUUUUUCUCUCUCUUUUCUUAUAGUGAUACCAUGGAGACAGAAGAAAAGACAAAUAGUCCUGUUGCUGCAGUGAAGGCUGUCCAAACCGUAAGUGUUGCUGUGUGUAAAGCAUCCUUGAUGCAUAGUUUGUUUAUUUCAUAAGAUUUCUUGACUCCAUUUUAUCCUGUGGGCUUCAGGGUAAUGCACAAUAUUAUUAAAAUCACAACAUCCUUGCAUAUCUUGCUAUGAAACAGAGACCCAACUAUAAAGCAAGCAGAGGCAUUGCACAGUUGUCUCACUGCAGCCUUGAAAGGCUGUGGAGCACGGUGUAUAUUCUCUUCCCCAAAGCACACAAUCACAGGGUUAUAGUCCUAGAUCAACUUGACUUUGGCUGCAGUGAUUUUACUACUUUCAGAACCUAUACAACAGAUCACCCUCAGAUAACCGUGACUUCUAGGGAUGAGAGAGUUACUAAUUCCAUAUCUUUCAGGGAUGGAAUGCUUGCUUAAUGCAGCGUGUUUUUCCAACAAUAAAAGAUCAGAGCUGCCCUGUGAAGCCCACGUAAAGAUUUAUUGCUGUUUUACUGUUCAGUGCAUUAGUGUGUGUUAUAAAGGUUUGCCCUUGAAAGUAGGAAACAAAAUAAUGCCUUAUUUGGUCAUUGAUUGCAGUUGUAAAUAUUUAAGUUGAAAAAGUCGCACUUUGCAGCUGCUUGUGACGCUUGGAGGAGAAAGCACCAAAUACAGUAGGGUAAGAAAGGAAAAGAAAUUACCCUAAAUGUAGGGCUUUUUAUGCCGCUUUCCUCUUACAAGAGUCAGUCUUAUAUGGGGCUCUCCAUUGGCCUCCAUCCGUGGCAGUGUUCAAGUGUGCGCUGACUUGGCUUCAGUACCGUAAUUCCUACAACCGUGGUGCUCCCAGGCCAUUUUCUGGGCACAGUGCAAAUUUCCUCCAAAUUGUGGAGGUUUUCUUGUUGCUUGUGUGGACGUUGCAAGAAAAUUAAAUGACCUUCAAGCAGAUAGUAAAAGGUAAAGGUAAAGGGAACCCUGACCGUUAGGUCCAGUCGUGACCGACUCUGGGGUUGCGGUGCUCAUCUCGCUUUACUGGCCGAGGGAGCCGGCGUUUGUCCACUUCCACAGACAGUUUUUCCGUGUCAUGUGGCCAGCAUGACUAAGCCACUUCUGGCGAACCAGAGCAGCGCACGGAAACGCCGUUUACCUUCCCGCCGGAGCAGUACCUAUUUAUCUACGUGCACUACUUGCACUUAGAUCAACACUGCUAGGUUGGCAGGAGCAGGGACCGAGCAACGGGAGCUCACCCUGUCGAGGGGAUUCGAACCUCCGACCUUCCGAUCGGCAAGUCCUAGGCUCUGUGGUUUAACCCACAGCGCCACCCGCAUCCAAUUCAAGCAUAUACAAAUGUUUAAAAAGAAAAAAAAAGUGAAGAAGUAGAGAUCCCAUGCGUUAGUGGAGAUUCCAUGCUGUUUGAGUGAGCAUUUGGGAAGAAGUGUGUCUCGAAUUGUUUCCUUUGUGAAAAAUAAGCGCUGCCAAGGUGAACGCAUACAGAAAUUAUCCCAGAGGUAUUCCUCAACUUAAUGUUGGAAUGCAAUUUGAAAAGACAGAAUUGAGAGGGAUUAGCUUAAGGUAGGGUUGGUCAGAAAGUAGAUUGGGAUCUACUAGUAGACCCCCUGCAGGAUUUGCAGAAGGUGGUGAAGGUUUUCUUGUUCCUGGUUGUUUAGCAAUGGAAAUAACAAAACUACUUUUCCUACCUAAAUUUGGCUGGUGAAAUGAAAAAAGCUAACAGGAAUGGAAUUCUGAAGGCAAGUACUGUGAGCUUAGUUGAGUCCUGUUAGUGAAAGCAAACUCUUCGCCUUAGAACACACACAAGAGACAUCCUAUUCUCUUAAUUCUACCUGUAUCUGUUUUGCACCUAGCUCUGUCUUGGGGUUCUAGUGAAAACAAAGUACUGUAGAUCUGGCAAGCCCAAAGUCUUCCCACCCCUAGUUAUGGCUGUAGUUUAUGAGUCGCUUCAGUGGAAUGUUUCCUACAGAAAUAUACUUAAAUAUACAUUUAUUUAUUUAUUUUACAAUAAAUGAAUAUAGAGGAUGAAAUCUCAUGAAUACUGAUGGAGAUGGCAAAAUAAAUCUAGCUGUACUUGGUGCAUGUAAACUUGCCAAAGCGACCAUGGCUGAUAAGGUUUUACUGGUGUUUUGAGAUACUUGUUGAGAUUUUGAAAAGUAAUCUUUUUUGUCUUUUUCUGCAUGUGCAUAUAUGAAGAACCCAGAGUCAAAAGAUCAGAUCCCAAAAAUGAUUAAAAUAUUAAGUGGUGAAAUGGCCAUUGAGUUACACCUGCAGUUCUUAAUACGAAACAACAACACAGACCUCAUGAUUCUAAAAAACACAAAGGUAAGGCCUAUAUAUGAUUUGUGUGGGCUUGCUUCAUCAAGCGCUGGGAGAUAAUUUUGGAUUUGAGGCUGAAUAAUUCAUCUUAACAUUUCGAUAGCAUUACGUUACCAGCUAGCUAUUUAAUACGGUAUAAGGAGUGGUGUCCAGCUCAGUGUUACUUAGAGUAGACCCAAUGAAAUUAAUGAACAUGGCAAAGUUAGGUCUGUUAAUUCCAACAGAUGUACUCUGAGUAAAAUGUAAAGGAAUACAACCCAUGAAGGAAGUGUGCCUCUGUGUUCUGCACUGUGGGCUCUUGAGCAGAAUGAUGCUGAGAAUAUUUAAAUUAAUAAAGACUUGAGCAAAAGGCCUUUUGCCGCCUCUCCUGGUAUGUCCCACGGAGGACCUUACAUUCUCUAAAUAAAAACAUCUUGGAGGUCCCGGGCCACAGGGAGGUUAGGCUGGCCUCAACCAGAACCAGGGCUUUUUCGGCCGUGGCCCCGAUCUGGUGGAACGCUUUGUCACAAGAGACUAGGGCCCUGCGGGACUUGACAUCUUUCCGCAGGGCCUGCAAGACAGAGCUGUUCCACCAGGCCUUUGGUCAGGGCGCAGCCUGACUCCCUCCUUUGGUAAUCCUCACAGAACUCUUGCCCAAUGGUUGCCAUUAAUUUGACUCUGAAUUGAUUUUAGAAUGUAUUCCAAUUAGUUGAUUAUGAUUUUAUGAAAACUGUGUUAUUUUUACUGUUGUUAGCCGCUCUGAGCCUGGGGAGGGUGGGAUAUAAAUAAAAUAUUAUUAUUAUUAUCAUUAAAAACUAAUUUACUUCAGAAUUUCAAAGAAUAUUUGCAUAUUAGCAAAAUGUGGUAUGACAGCAUAGUAUAUAGAAAAACACAAAAGAGGUAAUUGUAAUAUGCAAAAGGAGAUUUCUUUAAAAAGUUCUACCCCAAAUGAGCUGUCCCAGCAGAGAAGAGAAGAAGCUAAGAUGCAAUAGCAACAAGGAGGGUUCUUGAUCCAAGAGUAAAGGGGGUUCAAGUGGGGGAACUGAGGACUCCAAUGAAGUCGUUCCCUUAGUGCAAGGGUCUCUUUUCCUCCCCUGUCCCUACGCACUCCUCUUAGACCCUCCCCAACUCUGCUGUAAAAGGUUGGAGUAAACCCAUAACAGAUUUUUAUUUUUUUGGGUGGGGGGCAUGUGGAGCAGAAUGUCUAGUUCUACUGCGCAGCCCGAAGUCCUUCUGCGAACGUAAAUACAGUACUUUGUUGGAUAACAUCUUUAAGUUCUUACACAAAUUCUCUCCAUUUAUACUAUUCCUGCUUGGCUAGUAUGUGACAGUUUUCAAAGGAACCAAGUUCAGCAUUUUUUAACAAUGGACAUUAGCAGAUUAUAUUCAGCCUUGAAUCAACCUCUCUGAAGUUUUAGGCAGUGGCCUAUUGUCCAUCAGUAGAUGGGGCAGGUACUGUUUUAUACCCUUCAGACUGCGCUUAUUAUCCUUUAGCCUGUCUCUGCAUGUAUAUCCUUCAGCCUUUCCUCGUGAGAUUUGUCUUGUAUUUAUUUAUUUUUUAAAAAGCUUAGUUCAGAAGUUUUCAGACAAGUCAACAAAUUUCUGGCAGCAUACUGUAAGAAAUACAGAUCAUAUUUGCUUUACAACAUGGAUUUUGUGAUCUGAACAGUCAGAAACAGAAAAGGGAAAAGGAAAGUUACCAUGUUAGGACCUGAGCGCACUUCUACGCAUGAGGUUUUUCUAUACAGUAUACUCGUGUUCCUCUUUGCUUGGCGGUGACUUUUCUAUUUUGCCCCUCCAGGACGCCGUGCGGAACUCUGUCUGUCACACAGCAACAGUCAUAGCAAACUCCUUUAUGCAUUGUGGAACAACCAGUGACCAGUUCCUUAGGUAAAAGCCUUUAGCGGAGCAGCGUAACACCUCUUGGGGGCAUAAAUUAAUCUGCUAUGGUUGCAGGAGAGCAGUCUUUCUCUAUCCUUUUCUUAUGAUAUGAUACUGUUGAGAGUGUGCUUUUGCAUGUGGAGGAUCUUGGCUGGAAGGCCUGGGACAGAAGAUUUUUUAGAGGCCUGUGGCAAGUCAAGAGUCGAUCCGGCUUUUCCAGCAGCUUGGAAGAGUGGUCUGACUUGACCUCAGGCCAUUUCUUGGGUUCAUAUAUUGGUGCACUGAGCCAUCAGCAAGAAUUUUAUAACUACUUCUAUUGUCCCACUAUUUAGGUUUUGUUCAGGGAAGUUUGUGUGCAAUUUCACAAAUGCAAGAUAAGGUGCCAUUUCUGAAAGUCUGGGAUUUGUUUAUUUAUUUAUUUAUUCAUUUAGAUUUUCUAGGUUUGAGAAUGUUCAAAUAGCGCCAUCAAAGGGUGUAGUGGUUAAGAGCGGUGGACUUGUAAUCUGGGGAACCGGGUUCGCGUCUCCGCUCCUCCUCAUGCAGCUGCUGGGUGACCUUGGGCCAGUCACACUUCUCUGAAGUCUCUCAGCCCCACUCACCUCACAGAGUGUUUGUUGUGGGGGAGGAAGGGAAAGGAGAAUGUGAGCCGCUUUGAGACUCCUUAAAGGGAGUGAAAGGCGGGAUAUCAAAUCCAAACUACUACUCCUCUUCUUCUUCUUCUUCUUCUUCUUCUUCUUCUUCUUCUAAUAUUUAGGCCUGAGAACUUUUGUAUGGUGUUCAGCUUAUUGUCAUUCCCUCAUAUAAUGAUCUCCUCUUCCAGUGUGCAUUGAUUUAGCCACUGGAGAGUCAGAGAUGGAUCCUUGUUGAGCUAGGAAGGACCCUUUGCCCUAGCCAGAGCUCCCUCUUAGAGCCGUGCCAAUCUCAUAUGCAUUUUUUUUUAAUGCAGUGUAACUCUGACGCUUUGUUUAGGGCAGGAAAACAACGGAAAGAAAUACAGUGCUCCUGUCUUGUGCAGAUUGACCAAAUGGUUGAAAAUGAGCACCUUGGAAUAAUAUUCCGAACUGUGCAAUUUACUUCGUGUCCAGCAAUUUUGUUUCCUUUAUGAUGAAAGUUUUGGUCUUGGAAUACAGUGGUACCUCGGGUUAAGUACUUAAUUUGUUCCUUCCGGAGGUCCGUUCUUAACCUGAAACUGUUCUAAACCUGAAGCACCACUUUAGCUAAUGGGGCCUCCCGCUGCUGCUGCCACGCCACCGGAGCACGAUUUCUGUUCUCAUCCUGAAGCAAAGUUCUUAACCCAAGGUACUAUUUCUGGGUUAGUGGAGUCUGUAACCUGAAGCGUAUGUAACCCGAGGUACCACUGUACAAAGAUUUCUGGCUGCAGAUAUUGCUAGCUUUGAGUCGAACUAGACCAGAGCAGACAAAAGUAAAACAAGCAGUCAACUUCUAAACACUCUCAAUUCCUGUGAUAUGAAAGUUUGAACACUUCUGAGACUAAGACCAAUUCCCAAUAUUUCUCUCUGCAGAGAUAAUUUGGAGUGGCUUGCCAGGGCUACCAACUGGGCAAAGUUUACUGCUACAGCCAGCCUCGGUGUCAUACAUAAGGUAAUACUAAGAUGUAUCACAGUGUUUUUGAUAACAUCUGAGGUGUUGGUGGGCUUGUCAUCUUCAGGAUAUUUUGAGGCCGUCCUGUUUACAUUGCAGGUUCUGACCCAGCUUUUAGACAGAGGUGGCAUGUGUCCUCCUGUUGCUGGUUUAUGUUACACAACUAUCAGUAAACUCUUAGACAUAAGAAUUUUAAAUUUUGCUUUCAUUGAGCUACUGUAUUUACAAGUGCAGUCUUUUCUUACUGGCCUAUAUUUUACUGUGGACACAAAAUAGACUCAGUGCAUGUUCCUCACUGUGUGUGUGUGUGUGUGUGUGUGUGUGUGUGUGUGUGUACUACAUGUGCAUUCAAAAAGGGAUGAUGCAAACUGCUUGCCCAUCACAGGGUGCAUGCAAGAUGCGCGUGCCUGCUAAGUUCAUAGUAUUGAAUCCUUACUAAAUUAGUUCAGCUUAGUUCCAAUUGGGAGAAAAUGGCUGCAGAAGAUGGACACACACCCCUUGGGCUGACGCAUCAAAGCUCUUCAUAGUUCUCUCUUUUCUCCUUGUGAAUUUACAGGGUCAUGAGAAGGAAGCUCUUCAGUUAAUGGCAACGUAUCUGCCGAAAGACACGUCCCCAGGGUCUGCCUAUCAGGAAGGUGGUGGGCUUUAUGCCCUGGGACUCAUCCAUGCCAAUCAUGGUGGUGACAUCAUAGACUAUUUGCUGAACCAGCUGAAGAAUGCCAGCAAUGAUGUAAGUAUUGUCUCCUGCGAAUCACCUGCAUAAGUGAUUGAGUGCCUUAGGGAUAGCAUGUGGGUCGCUGGACUUCUCAACACUUAGCUGACGAUUAUGUUAGCUGCCCCAGAAGUUUUAUUGAAGUGUAGGAUAGAAAGGCAAUAAAUAAAAAAGGUGCAAGGUAAAAUGUGGUUGGCGCUCAUGAAGAAUCAAUAAUGUGUUUCUUUUUCAAAUGCUGAAAAUUACAUCACAGUGAAGGAAGGAAGAUACAGUCAUACCUCAGGUUACAGACGCUUCAGGCUGGGUUUUUUUGGGUUGCGGACCACCAAAACCCGGAAGUACCGGAACGGGUUACUUCUGGGUUUUGGUGGUCGCACAUGCGCAGAAGUGCCAAAUUGCAACACGCGCAGACGUGGGUUGCGAACGCUGUGGGUUGCGAACGUGCAUCCCGCAUGGAUCAUGUUCGCAACCUAAGCAUCCACUGUAAUGGAAAUGUAAUUUUGUGUAGAAUUGUAGAGUUGGAAGGGACCCACGGGUCAUCGAGUCCAACCCCCUGCAAUGCAGAAUGACUAGAAAAAUGACUACCAAGAGUUGAAUGUGGAAUGAGUUCAUGGGUUCUCUGUCUCACUCCAAGAGUGUGUUCUGAUCUUUGUAGCCCUCCUGAUAAGUUUUAAGUAGAGUCACGGAGAGAAAGGAAACAUCUCUCUUACUUUUGUUGCAGAUUGUCCGACAUGGGGGCAGCCUGGGACUUGGUUUGGCUGCCAUGGGGACUGCCCGCCAGGAUGUCUAUGACCUUCUCAAAACUAACCUGUACCAAGAUGAUGCUGUGACAGGUAAGCCACUGCCGUGGACACAAGUGUGUGUCUUAAACCUACUCCCCCCACCGCAGGCCAAGCCAUCAUCCUGUGUACUCUAUUCAGGACGGCAGGCGGAAGCAGUGGUGAAGUUCUGUUGUGCUCCUGUCUUUAGUUUCUUCCUUUCCCCCCUUAAAGGUGAAGCAGCUGGGCUGGCUCUUGGGCUGGUGAUGCUGGGGUCUAAAAAUGCGCAGGCGAUUGAGGACAUGGUGGGAUAUGCCCAAGAAACCCAGCAUGAGAAGAUCUUGCGGGGCCUGGCAGUUGGCAUUGCCUUGGUGAUGUAUGGCAGAAUGGAGGAGGCAGAUGCCCUGAUCGAGAGCCUCUGCAGAGAUAAGGUGAGUGUAGCUCUUCCUGCAAAACCACCCAUUCCGCUUCAGCCUUUCUCUUCAGCGUAUCUUAAUAACACUUGCCUUUUAGCACUUUAGGGUGUCUGUGUAAAAUAGUCCACCUUCUAACCCACAACCUGCCUCCCAAGACAGGAAUCGGGUAAAAAUUAAUACAUAAUGAACUGGAAUAAAUGCCAUUUUUUAUGGCAGAGGUUCUUCAAAGCCCCAUGUUAUUAUAGGAUGCUUGAUUAAGGUUGAAGUAUAGUGUCUUGCCAAAAUUUAUCUACUGACUUAAUUAGCCACCAGCAAGCUUUCUGGCUCACUCUAUCAACAAUUAAAUGAAAAAAGCUGCUAAAUAUGGAAUGGAUUAAUUUUGGAAGAUCUUUUGGCUGUUGAUUGAGACAUAAAGCAUGUAGUGUUCUUCAGCCUUCUAAGCUGGGGUGGGCGAAAUCUACUUUGAAAUCUACUUUGUUUUUACUAGAAACCUGAGUCAGAAAUCCUUGCUGAUCUGCUUGAAGUUACUCAGACACCGGUCUUCUGCCUGCCUCUGAUCUGCAGCAGCAUCACACAGAGCAGUACAGACAAUACGCAGUUUUUAGCCUUGAUUAGCAUAAAAGCCUUAUGCUCUUCAUACUAUAGUUCUUGAGUAUUUAUUUAGCGUAAGUGUGUUCUAGAUUCUCAGAACCCAAAAGCAAAUAAAAAGACCGCAAGGACUGUUUGGGGGCGCUCCUUUGCUCAAGAUUCUGAAUACUGACUGGAGUCUUCAGCUGAUUAGUUUUCUAGUAGUAGUUUGGUCAGCUUUUGAUAAAUUCAAGAUUUGCUGGUCAUGCAUCAUAUAUCAACUGGAAUUUAGGUUUUUCCUCUAAGUCCUAGGUAGCAGUUUUAAUGGAAAAUUGGUGUUGGUAUUUUAAAAAGAUGCCACUUUCCAACUCAGUAAUGGAUCACACCACAACUUUUUAAAAAUAGAGUUGGAAAGUGAGCUCAUAGGAAGCUGUCAGUCUGGUGGUUCAUCUAGCUCGGGAAUUCAGAGUCUUUCUCCUUUGAUUCCACCCCCCCACCCCACCCCCCGGUAUGUAACAGUUUAAAUGUUAAAGUGCUCUACCUCUUCCAGGAUCCGAUCCUCCGCCGUUCAGGGAUGUAUACUGUUGCAAUGGCUUACUGUGGCUCAGGAAACAACAAGGCAAUCAGACGUCUGUUGCAUGUUGCUGUAAGUAUAGCUGGCUCUGGAGUAGACUGUACUUUGAAUGGGUCUACUUUGAGAAUAACUGAGCCUCUUGGGCUUGCCGACCAGAAGAUCGGUGGUUUGAAUCCUCGUGACAGGGUGAGCUCCCGUUGCUCUGUCCCAGCUCCUGCCAACCUAGCAGUUUGAAAGCAUGCCAGUGCAAGUAGAUAAAUAGGUACAGCUGUGGUGGGAAGGUAAACAGUGUUUCCGUGCACUCUGGCUUCCAUCACGGUGUUCCGUUGCGCCAGCAGCAGUUUAGUCAUGCUGGCCACAUGACCCAAAAAGCUAUCUGGAUAAACGCCAUCUCCCUCGUUCUGAAAGCGAGAUGAGCGCCACAACCCAUAGUCGCCUUUGACUGGACUUAACCUGUCAUGGGUCCUUUACCUUUUACCUAUUCCAGCAGAAGAAUGUCAUGGUCUAAUGAUACCAGUCAUUUGAUGGCUGUGGUCCAUUUUAAAUCCAUCUGCACAUCUCUGAAAAAAAAAUGCAUUAGUACCUUCUAGAUAUUUCUGUAUAUUUCUGUACGCUUUAGGUAUUUUGCCCUGACUUUUUGCUGUUUUUUCCCCUUUUUAUUAGGUGAGUGAUGUCAAUGAUGAUGUGAGACGUGCAGCUGUUGAAUCACUGGGUUUCAUUUUGUUCAGGUACAGUUUCUGUUUCCAUCCGUUCUGCGGUCUGCAGUAGGAUUUAUCUGAAGUUCUAGGAAUUCCCUUAUACUCCACUUGCUGCGCACUAACUUGGUCUCAGCUGAGCGCUUGCAGAAUAGCAAUUUGUGGAAUGCUUAAUGCUGUGUCAGAAUGAGAGAUAAAGAAGCAACCUGUGAAUCUCCUUAAUGGGCUGAGGCUUUGAAGCUGCCAUAGAACGUUGGGUGUGGAUGGUGGCUUUGUUUGCUGGAUGCGUGUGGCAGAAAGUGCUGCUCCUCAAUAAAAAUCAAGGUAGUUGCUAGUUGAGGGCUAACAAGCUGAAACUUAAUCUGGAUAAAACAGAAGUACUGUACUCCAUUUGGAAGGCCUGCUAAUCUGGAAGGAGGUUUAGAUCUGUCUGGAUGGGAUCACUCUUCCCCUGAAAGGCCAGAUACGCAGUCUGGGAGCACUGCUGGGUUCUCUGCUGCCUGUGGAGGCACAGAUGACAUUACUAGGAGGGCCAGUUUGACAGCUGGGACCCUAACUAGAGAAGGAAGACUCUGGCACAGUGGUGCAUGACAUGGUUAUGUCCAGGUUUGAUUAUUUCAGUGUGCUCUCCAUGGGGUCACCCUAAAAGGCUGUUCAGGAACAGCAACUGGUACAGAACGCAGUUGCUUGUGAGAGCUGGUGUUCAAGUCACUUCAUGUACACUGUGUCACUUUCAUUUGGCUGCAUGUUCAUUUCUGAGCCCAAUUCAAGGUGCCAACUUGGGUCUUUAAAGUCCUAAAUGGGUUGGGACCACCUACACUUGCCUGAUCCUGUCUGAGCAUUGAGAUAAGUGCCCUUGCCACUGAACGCUUUUAGGCUGGCAGGUCCUCCCCGGUCGUCCCACACCUUUGGAAUCCGCUUCCCAGGGAGACAUGUAUGCCCUCAUCCCUGCUGGGUUUUAUUAAACAAAAAUUCUGACGGCAAAUUUAUUCAAGUCUGCGUUUGUCUGAAUUGUGCAACUGUCCGUGUGUGUUUUGUAGUAGUAUUUUCCCAUGCUUGAGCCUUGUAGGUCACCUUGUGAGGCCAGUGUGUUGUGAGAGAUGAGCUUUAAAAAUCUUUUAAAUGAAUAAACAAAUGAAAUUUAUUAAAUAUCUUGGGGCUUCCAGAGCAGAUUGCCUUCAGACCAAUAAAGAAGGCAUAUGGAUAAGUGUGAAGCUCUCGGAAGAGACGAAUGAAUAUAUUAAGUUCAGCCUUUGUUUAGUGGCGCUGGAGAGGGUUGGAUGGAGGUGCUUUUCUGAGAGGCAUAUGAGACUUGUCUCUGCACUUUCAGUAUAACUCUUGUUGAAACUUUCCACUAGGAGUUGCCAAAAGUGGAAUUAAGUGCGUGAAGUCCUGUUAAGAGGACAUAAUAUCAAUGAAGUGUCUGGGAAGUAUCAGAUCAAGGAUGGAUAAUAUUCAAGCCAGGAAUGUUAGUUAACGUUUAAGAAAAAUAAAUUGCAGUCAUUCUUGAGGAUGUGGAUGUCGGCUUACUAAGUAACUCUUGUACAAUGACUCAGUGUUUUAAGAAAGAGAAGUGUUUCCAAAUAUUCUUGAAUUAAACUGCAAUGUACAUUUUAUUUAAUUUGAAUUUAUAUAACUCCCACCAACCUGGGGUGGCUAACAGCAUUUAAACAAUUCUUUGUAGGAUCAAGAAGGAAACCUAGUUUAGUUGCAGAGUACAUAUAUUUGUGUGCAGAAGAUCUUAAGUUUUAUUAUAUACGCAUUGCUGUGCACCACCCUGAUAUUUCAUGAGAUGGUGGCAUAUAAAUACUUUUAUAAAUAAAAUAAAGACCCGAGGUUCAGCUCCUGGGAUUGAAAAAAGGGCCAAGUCUCAGAUGAUGGGAAGGCCCUCUGUCUGAGACUCUGGGAAGCAGCUCCCAGUCAGAGUAGGGAAUACUGGCCUAGCAUAAAUUGUUUGAUUCUUGGGUUCAGAAGAUGGAAUUCGGUUUUAAUGCUUUCAUUAGUUCACAAAUUUUAACUCCCCCGCCCCUCUUUUGUACUAAUGGUAGAUUAUAAAACUGGACAGUAGGAAUUUUCAGAGUCCAAUCCACAGCUCUUUCAAGUUAGGCCAGUGGUUCUCAAAGAGUACGGCAUGUCACACUGACGUAGCAGGAGGCGAUGGCAAGUACAGCAGGAAGAUUCGAGGACAAUCAAUUUUAUAUUUUGGUAAUGCUUCCUGUUCUUAUGUUUUAUAUUUUCUGGAUGUCUCUUGAUCAUAUUAUGAAAUGGUUGAGCUCUAAGUUAUAAAUCAAUUAAAAAAAAACUGGUGUGGCAUGAGCAAAUUUUUAUUCUGAGAGUGUGGCCCAGAGAAAAAAGUUUGAGAACAGCUGCUUAGACAGGGUCUGGGUAAUGUUCAUCUGUACUGCGAACACCGACAGCCAAUUCUGUCUUCCGUUUGCAUUUAAUCCAGAAUCUGUGCAGAAGGUUUAAAAGUAAGUUCAGCAAGCAGAGGCUGCAAGCAGCUGCCCCCUAGACUUUAUACUACCUGACAACCCUAAAGGCUGAUGUUUUCACCUUAUUCCUUCAUGGGCUUGCAGCUCACACAGCUUUGGAGACUCGGUCCCAGUUCCUGCUGAAAAGGGGAGCUCACAUUCCUUAUAGUUUUUCUGCAACUUGUACUCCACCAAACCCCGCUUUAAUGGGAGAAGUCCUGCUCCCCAUUCCACCUACCUAAGAUCUAAAUUUUUUUGGUGUCUGCAGUAGGGUUGCCUUGGUAGUAGCACCCCAGUUGAGGAACGAUCUCUCUGAAGAAGCCCACCAGAUCCCUGUUCUUCUUUUGAAAUAUUGAGGUUUAACAGUAUGGCUUCAUUUUUUCCUUUGUAUGUUUUACUGAUAACCCCUUCUGGAUUUCCUUUGGAAAGGAAGAGGAGGGCCAAGAUAAGUGCAGUCCUAAAUAAAUCUGUCAUCUGGUCGGUUCUGAGAGACGGGGCCAUCAUUUGUAGCUGUGUGUCAUCCUGCAGCCAUAAAUGUGUCUUGCCCACCCCUUUUCCAGAAAGUGCCACGUAUAAUUUUGCGUGCCACUCCUCCCCUUCCCCUGCGUGGGCAGCAGGUGUCUCUGUGGAGCCGUUGUGCUAAAUGCGUGGCACAGCGGUGCGUCUGCCCUCCCCAACAAGCCAAGUGUGGAACAGCCUUUGCCGGAAGGGAACUGGUACUCUUCAGUUGACCUCUGUGUGUGUGCUUAUACAGAAGGCAAAUUCCACACACUCCUUCCAUACUUUUCAGUGAUUUCCCUCCCCUGCUCCAAACUGGUUCUAAUAAAAGAGUUUUAGCUCUCUGAUCUUACUGCAGCUUCCCCCCUCCCCCCGGCCAAGUAUAAAACAUAAUCUGGAAUUGAGAGCUUCCUGCCAAAGGUACUGUUAUCUUUUUUCUGAGUUUAUCCAUUUGGUUGCGCCUUCUCUUGGCAUGGCAUGAGUGCUGGAGCUGAUGAGUGCCAUUCAUCCACUAAAUCUUUCAGUGGUGCUGAGAAACACCGCUAUCCAGACUGUGUCGCCUGAAUUAGCUAGAGAUAGCCCAGUCUGUGUUAUUCUGAUCUGUAUCGUUUUUACAUAAUUCCGUUCCAUUCCUACUUUUAUCUGAGUAUAUACUGUAUACAUUUAACAACAACAGCAACCCUAGCAUAAUGUAUUUAAUUGUCAAGAGCUUAUGUUGCAAAAUUCAGGAAAGUGCAAAAUCAGGCAAUAGCUACUUCCGAUCUGCGAUCAGGUCAUUUCUUAUUGGCAUUUGCAAAGACUGAAUUCCUCAAGCAUUCCUAAUUUUAACUCAAUCUUCAACACCCUUGUGAUGUGGUAUUGCCCCUAUAUUGCAGAUUUGAAGCUCAGGCUGAGAGGUCUGUGAGGAGGUUGAAAAGUGAGGGGCAAAGAAGGGGCAGUUUGUCGAUAACUUGUCCCUGCUGCAUUUGCUUGUGCACAACCUCCUAAAUUAUAGCAAUUUAUAGCAAAGUUUCAACGUGAUUCUAAUUUAGUUAUUUUAAUGGAUUGUGUUUUGUACUAUAUGACCAUGAUGUCCUUUCAAUUACUACAUGAUGCCGCCCUGGGAUCCUCGUUGAUGAAGGGUUGCUAAUAAAUGCAAUAAAUAACAGCAAAACCAAAAUAAAAUACGUAAACUGGGAAGAAAAAUGGGGAGAGUACUAAAAGUCUUCUGCAAGUUGGAUGUUUGUUUAUUUCAUUGUAUAUAUGCGAGCCAUUACAUAACUUUAGGCACCAGGUGAAAACAUUCCUCUUCUCCCAGGCCUUUGGCUUAUUAAACAAUUUAUAGCCUUUUAAGCUGUGGGUGGGUGGGCUGUUGCUAUUUUGUUUGUUGUUAUGCUAUGUACUUUGGUAUUUUUAUGCUGUAAAGCACCCUGUGAUCCUUGGGUGAAGGGUGAUGCAUAUAUUUGAUUAUUAUUGAUAAUUAAAAUAAUAAUAAAAUAUUAGUAUUAGUAUUAGUAUUAAUACAUGCAGCAUUGCAGAGCUAUCUGCCUCUCUAUGCCCCACCAUUGCUGCCUUAAACCAGUCAUAAGGAGCUGGGCUGUUGUUGCUUAUUGGCAAGUGCAAUGCACUCUGCCAUUGCUCAGAGACAAGGUGACUAUUGCUACGUAUUUUUCACAUCUGGGCCCUUGCUCUGGAAAUGCUUUCACAGGCCGAGACUUUUCCCACUGAUGAGGCAUCCCGUUUCUCACAGGCAGUUGAAGUAUGCUCCAUCUUAAGUGCUGGCCUUUGUUCAGUGCUUCCAUGUGGAGAAAAUCUUCCCUGGAAAUGAUUCAAAGCUGUGGUGAUAAGCUGGGAGCUUACAUUUCUCUCUCCCCAUAGGCAAUCAAUAUACUGGUUUAAAAGCCAGCAUUUGCACACACAUGUUCUCCUCAGGUGAUGAAAUCUUGAUAUCUUCCUUUGGGUGGGUAGGUGGGGGGGGGGCUGCCGGCAAAUCUCUGCAAACAAACUCUCCUGCAUUCUGCUGAGGGCUAAACUGCUUGAGAAUGUGUGUCUGUCUGCCCUGCAGGUCUCCUGUUCAGAUUCUGAGCUCUCACUUCAGAGGAGAUUGCAUGGCAAGUAACGUUGGAGUAAAUAAAAGUUUUAAUGAAACCCACAAGAGGAUUGUGCCAAUGCCUUCUCCUCUGAUUGUUGCGUUCCAUCUAUUUGUUGACUUUCCUAAGCUUUGUUGUGUGAAUUCCUCAACACAUUUCCUUUAAAAUAAACUGUUGCAAUUUCACUGUGGGUGUUGAUCAGAAAAGUUGGAUUGUCCACAGAACUCUGUAAACAUAGCAAUUCUUAGAAAACUGAUCUCAAGGACUUGGUGCCAAUACUGGUUUUAAUCUGUUGGUUUUUUUUAAAGGGCAAGAGUUUUGGGUUGGGGGUUUCCCCCAGCAGCCUAUUGAAGUUGCACCAGGUCUGCUGUUGCAAUGAGUUCUACCUUUUUAAUUCAAGAAUAAGCAUGGGCUAACUUUAUUCUCAUGCCGACGUCCUUGCUAACAUAUCUGUGCUGUUUUGCAUUCUAAAACUUGCUGCAGGAGAAGGUGAUAAUGCUUGACAUUUAUAUAGCACUUUCCAAAUAUUUCAGGCAUUUUGCUCAUUUAUCGCUCAUUAUCUUAAUGUUCCCUUCAAGAUGCCCUGUAAGGUAGGUAGUAUUAGCUGGGAACAAAGGGAGCUGUCUUGGAUAAGGUUGCAUUUAUCCACCUAGCUCAGAGUUCCUUAUGGCGACAGGCAGUGGUCCUCAAGCAGACGUCCCUUUCCCAUCAUCUGCUCUGUGAUCCUGUUUAACUGGAGAUGACAGACCUUGAAUCCAGGACAUUCUGUAGGCAGGCCAUGCGCUUUUCCACUCGGCUGUGAUCCAUAUAUCCUGUAUCCAAAAUGGGGAACUGGUAAAUUUGGGCUCAGGACUGCAAUACCUUAAGGGCUAUCUCUGCCCAGAUAAACUGACCAGACUCUGUGAUCAUCACGAGAGGUCUGGAGGGUGGCAACACAAGAAGAGCCUUUUCUGCAGUGGCUCCCUGUUUGUGCAGUGCUCUCCCCAGGUCAAGUUGGCGCCUUCAUUAUACAUCUUUAGGCACCAGGCGAAAACUUUCCUCUUCAACCAGACCUUGGGCUGAUUAAUAUUCCACAGCCUUUUAAAUGUGUUUGUAGGAGGGGGGGCAUUAUUGUUUUGUUUCUGUUGUAACUAUUUAUUCAUGCUUUUAUCCUGUAUUUUUUAUCUUGUGAACCUCCCUGACAUCUUCCGAUGAAGGGCGGAAUAUGAAUUUAAUGAAUAGUAAUAAUGAGAGUUGAAGCAAGGUGCUUUUGGCGCACCGUGGACAUUCUUUGCUAAUUAAUGUGCUGAGCUGUCUCUCAGAUGUGUUGCUCCAUCCUGGCUUGCUCACCCGUACUCAGAAAGGCCAUCACCGCAGAAUCAGACCAUGGACCACAUCUGUUCUGAUGGCAAGUUAUAUGCCUCUGAAAACUGGCCAGCGAGGCAUGAGAAGAUGUUAACUCUUGUCUCCGAUGUUAACUUGAUUUUUAUGGAUCCAGGUUAAUAAGCCCUUUUGAAUCUGGGACAAGAAGCUGGAAAAGAGUUAAAAGAUGAAAUGUAACAGGACCAUGUGAAUUGUAGGAAUUCUUUCUAGCACCCUUUUUAGAAAAGGGUAAAUAAGCUUGUGUUGUGUAAACAGUACUUUGGCAGGCAUUGCGAUUUUGUCUAGGGGGGAAACUGGUGCAUGUGAGAGACAUCUUAAAAUGAAAUAAGUUCAAAUUGGAGGCAUCCUUUGAAGGCAUGGGAAACUAGAAAAGUCAGGUGUUGCAGACUGGGCUUUUGGCUACAGUAGUUUUUAAAGCUGUUUACUCCACUUUAUCCUUCAUGAUAAAGGCUCUUAGCACAGAGUUGGAUCUGGCUGGUAAGUCGCCUCCAGCUCAGUUUCCUCUGCUUUCAGGUAAAAACUGCUUUCAGGCAGAGAAGCCUUUCAGGACUUGUCCACAAAUGAUCCAACAGAUCUUUGUAGGGAGACACACUAAAGCGUUCCGUACACCGCCACCACAAAACAAAACAGCAAUAUAUUUAUACCCCGCCCAUCUGGCUGGGUUUCCCCUCCCACUCUGGGUGGCUCCCAACAGAAUAUUAAAAACAUGAUAAAAUAUAAAACAUUGAAAACUUCCCUAAACAGGCUUGCCUUCAGAUGUCUUCUAAAAGUAAGAGAGUUGCUUAUUUCCUUGACAUCUGAUGGGAGGGCGUUGCACAGGGCGGGUGCCACUACUGAGAAGGCCCUCUGCCGGGUUCCCCGUAACCUCAGUGUCCAGGCUGCACAAUGGGGGGCGGGGAGACGCUCCUUCAGGUCUACCGGGCCGAGGCCAUUUAGGGCUUUCAAGGUCAGCACCAACACUUUGAAUUGUGCUCAGAAACAUACUGGGAGCCAAUGUAGGUCUUUCAGACUGGUGUUAUAUGGUCUCGACGGCCGCUCCCAGUCACCAGUCUAGCUGCCGCAUUCUGGAUUAGUUGUAGUUUCCGGCUCACCUUCAAAGGUAGCCCCACAUAGAGUGCAUUGCAGUAGUCCAAGUGGGAGAUAACCAGAGCAUGCACCACUCUGGCGAGACAGUCCGCAGGCAGGGAGGGUCUUAGCCUGCGUACCAGAUGUAGCUGGUAGACAGCUGCUCUGGACACAGAAUUGACCUGCGCCUCCAUGGACAGCUGUGAGUCCAAAAUGACUCCCAGGCUGCGCACCUUGCCCUUCAGGGGCACAGUUACCAGGACCAGGGAGUCCUCCACUCCUGUCUGCCCCCUGGCCCCCCCAAAAUAGUACUUCUGCCUUGUCAUGUCAUGUCUGUGGACCAGUCCAAGUUACGACACCCCAGUCCUAGAUGAUAUGAGUAAUACAUGGAGAAUUGAGCUUGCAGCCCCCUUCAUCCCUGGUUGCAGAGGAAAAUAAGGUUUUUAAAGUCUGAAUACAUCUAGUUGCAUAAGUUCUGGGAACUGGGAGAGUCAGAGUGGAAGAGCCAAGUGGGGAGCAUCUUGAGUCCUGUGUUUAUUUUUUAGCGGCUCUCUGCAUCUUUUCCCUUCUGCCACCUUUCCUGCUCACAGCUGUGGACUACAAAUCUUGCUCGGCUGCCGACGUUUAUGCAAUUCUCUUCUACCCCGUUGGCGCAGUUUAUACAAUAUUUAUCUCAGUUGUUUGAAAAACACCAUUUAAGUGACUUGUGAUUUCUUGGUGUUUUGAAUUUUAAAACGUCAGUUGCAGGGGAAGGAAAGACUGUGCCCGAAAGAGUCUUUAUCUUUCCAGAGUCUUUGUUGUCAGGUUUCAAAGCAAAAGGUCUCUUUCAUUUGCUGUCUUCAGUUUAGCGUUUCUGCUUCAGGAAGCUCAGCUUGGUCGUCCUUCUUCUAAUGUUUGGCAAACAUUUCAGUGGGCUUUUUACAUUAUUAUUCAGAAGAGAAAAAUUAUUUGCAAUGUGAAUACAAAGCAAAAAUGGGAAAGUGCAGAUCCUUCGCCCCCAAAGCGUUUAUGUGUAUUCUGAAGGCGUCUGUUUGGUAAUCGAAGAAUUUCAGCCUUCAUUAAGAAACGAGAAAAUGCAUCCAUAGCUGUAGAUAUUAAGAUGUGAGUGCACAGUGCACUGUUAUUGAAGCAAAUUGUAUUUAAAAGUGUCAUUGCCUUGGGUUUAAAUAGUGCCCUUGGUGAGCAGAAGGAAUUUCUGCCUUUAAGGGGGGUGGGGUACAACCCAAUAUUCCCAUAUAGUUGUGCUGUAUCACUCCCAAUUUGGGAGGGUAUCCCCUGACCUUCAGGGUUGACUUUUGGAGGGAAAGGACAGCCAGGAAAUGGUACAAAUAGAACUCCACAUUCAGUCAUUUUGGAUCCAAAGUACCGUAAUGUCAGAAGCUGCUUUGCACCAGAUAAGAAUAUUCUGUCAUCCUAGACCACAGCUGCUGACUCUGACUUUCAGCAGCCUUUUGGGGCCACAUACAGAAGAAUAUGGUGAAAAAACGUGCAAGCACAUAUUUGUUUCCUUUGUAACUCAGUUUCAAAAGUGGGCCCUCAGUCCUUUUAGACACACAUUAGUGGUGUAACUACCAGCCAGGUAAAAUACAGCGUAACAGAAUUAAAUCAGUUGUUUUGAGAUUACGAUACCUAAUUCUUAUUUGCUGGAAGGCAAUCAUAGCAACUGAAAUAGAUAAAUAAAUAAAUCAGUAAAAUGCCUGCUUUCAAGAAUUAAAUGCACAAAUAUGGAAGAACAGCAGGGGACAGGCUGCCUACUUAAUUCCCAGUGUCAAGGGAGGUUCAUAAAAUACUACAUUCUUUCUGGGCAUGGGCACAAAUAAGGCUUACAAGGUACUCUUACUUUCCUAAGCAAGCUAUAGUCUACAUUAGGGAAAACAUUAAUCUUAACAAUAUUAAUUUCCAGAUUCAAUAGGUUUGUGUAUAUUUGUUUUUCAUGAAUGAACACAUUUUAGCGUUCUCAUAUUUUUAUGACUUCUAAAUUGUUGAGGAACAAGGCCAGUCUUUUUGUGUGUAGCUACCCCCCACCCAAACCCCCACCCUCUCCACCUCUUGACAGCUGGCCAGAUGAGGGAGUGGCUGGCUGGCUCUCUGCUGCAACCACAAAAGGUGGCCAUGAUGUGCUAUUACAGCUGUCAACUUGGCAGGGAUCAGGUGGCCCAAGGGGUUAUUAGUUGGGUUCCACUUGGUGCUAGGAAGCUGCUGCCUCUCUUUGGGCCUGAGCAACAUAUUGGUUACGAAUUGGACAUUCUGUGUAAGCUUCCAGCUUACCUCCAGAUUGAAGGCGGCAAGAGUCUUGGAUAUCCAAGGCUAAAACGAAACAAACAUUAAAAGAGAGAAUUACACACCAUUACUUCUGGAACAGGGACGCAGGUGGCACUGUGGGUUAAACCACAGAGCCUAGGGCUUGCCGAUCAGAAGGUUGGCGGUUCGAAUCCCCGACGGGGUGAGCUCCCGUUGCUCAGUCCCUGCUCCUGCCAACCUAGCAGUUCGAAAGCACGUCAAAGUGCAAGUAGAUAAAUAGGGACCGCUCCGGCGGGAAGGUAAACGGCGUUUCCGUGCACUGCUCUGGUUCGCCAGAAGCGGCUUAGUCAUGCUGGCCACAUGACCCGGAAGCUGUACGCCGGCUCCCUCGACCAGUAAAGCGAGAUGAGCACCACAACCCCAGAGUCGUCCGCGUCUGGACCUAAUGGUCAGGGGUCCCUUUUCCUUUACUUCUGGAACAUAAAAACAAGUACUUAAGUAACAUUCUGGUUGCUUCUCCAAUUCUGUAUAGAUGAUAACCUGGAAUCUUCUUGGGCAUCUGUUGACAUUGAAUCUUGUCUAUGAUAGCACCUUCCAUAAUACAUUCCUUCGCCCAUAGCAGCAAACGCAGCAAAAAGUUCUGUGGCACCUAGAACAGUCUUUAUGGAAUAUGACACCGAACCUUAGGAAUCACGGGAAAGUUGUUUGUUUUAUAUGGUUUGGCAGAGAUGGUGUUUCCGAGUUAUGUCUGUGAGAUGGCUAGUGAGCAACAGCUUCAGAAUGGACUCCUGCUUGCUACCAAGGGGGAAAAUUUCUGUCAAGGUGACAUUAUAUCAACCACCUCAGUGGAUGAAGCCUUUUUCCUUGGCUCUUCGGAAGUCCCCGCUAAACAGCGAGUAUUUACAUAAGGAUUAAACACAGAUGAUCUUCCAGGAAAGGGAAGUCACAUUUUCAGGAUCUAGUUAACAAAAUUAUAGUGUCACUAUGAUUACUGCCCAGAUGUUUUUUUCUAAAACAUAUCCAGGAACAUAUGGUGGCGUGGCCUGGAAAGCCCAAGCCUUUGCAAGAUUUAUUGUGAAGAUGGAUAUGAAAUUCCAGAAUACAGGAAGUGUGUAGCUGGAGUACUGGAACUGGAGCAGAUUUUUGCACAUGACACUGAAGACUAUGGAACAAUCUCACUUAAACUGAAGAAUCAUUUUGCUUGUUCCCAGGAGUACAAAACCUUUUUCGUUGGGGGCAUUUGAUUUCCCCCCCUAAAAUUGAUUUGUCUUAAGUGGCCGGCAUUUUCUUUUAUGAUUAAAGCUGUUGAUUCUCUAGUUUAAUUGUUUAUUGUUGCAAGCCACAUUGCACACAUACUGGAAAAUGAGAUAUAGAUCUUCUAAAUAAAUGAGUCUGGAAGCCGAUUAAUGUGGCUUAGCUCAUUUGUAAAUUGCAGCCAAGUACGUACUGCUUAAAGGACUCUGCUUGAUAACUCUGGGGUUUGUACUGUGGAUUUUCCAGGGCAGAACCCUCUUUGUAGACUGAGGAAGCUGGGCUGUAAAUGUUCCACUGGCCCAGUGCUCUUUCUGGCAGGCCUUUCUAGCCCCCAGUGAAGGAGGGUGCUCAGGCUUUUCCCGUGGCAUCUUCUCGGUCUUAAAAGUGCUGGUCUACUAAUUCAGAUUUUUUAAUCACGACUAACGCAGCCCUCCUUAUAGCAGUUGUGCUUUUAAAGUUUAUGAUGCUUUCUUAAAGUUAAAAUAAGAUGCAGAAUUUUAACUAGUAGAAUCUUAAGUGAGCAGUGCAGCAGCCCCUUAUUUUGAUUGCCUUCCAAAUUAAAAAUAGAUCUGCCUGCAUUGUAUUGGGACAAAGCAGGCUCUUAUUAGUUUAAUUUUUUCUCUCCUGUGGAGCAUUUCAGAAUGUGUUUGGCAACUGAGAUUCUAUAGUGAAGCUGGAAAAUGGUGAGCUACUUGAGUCAUAAAACGUAAUUGAGUUGAAAACUUAAUUAACAUAUUUUUGUGGGAGUUGGACAUUUGCGGAGUUUAUGGUAUUUUGCCCAAUGCAAGUUUCCCUUCGCAUAUGUGUUUUGGGAACUUCAUACUAGCUCUGAUUGCAGUCCCUCUGAAAUAAGUGUUCUGGAAUAAUUUAUUCCAUCACAAAGUGCUUCUUGUAGAAUAAAAUGGCUCUUCGUGUAAAUUUGAAGAACCCAUUUACAAGGUAUGCGCAGUUAACUAAACUGACUGUUCUAAAUGCUAAAAACUGUGUUGCUUGUAGCAGGCGGAGGGGUUGAGUUGUGUGAGCAGUUGAGAACCUGGUGGUGAAUUGCUGGAGAAGGGGGUGUCUUGUUUUGCCAUGGGUGCUGGGGACACAGUGUUUUGGAGAAAAGUCGAGUAGUAGGAGCAACUCUGAUAACUCCUUGCUUUGUUCUUGGGGUGGCUUGGGGGGUGCUUCUAGGGUGGGCUUGCUUCUAGCAUGCAGCAGCGGGCAUCACGAGGAGACAUUGGACCUCAAGUGUUGGCAAUCCAACAUGGGCAUCAAGUAUGAGACAACAGCCUCCUGGUUCUUCUGUGUCUACUCCUUCAGAGACUGGAAAUAUUUUUAGAUUCAGGUAGGUAGCUGUGUUGGUCUGACACAGUCGAAAUAUAUUAAAAAACAAAAAAAAUUGUCCAGUAGCACCUUAGAGACUACUAAGUUUGUUCUUGGUAUAAGCUUUCGUGUGCAUGCACACUUCUUCAUACACCCAGGACAAACUUAGUUGGUCUCUAAGGUGCUACUGGACAAUUUUUUUAUACAUUUGGGAAUAUUUUUGUUUAAGAAAAAGUAGGUCGUCCACAUGCACUACUAAUAUAUCGCUCUUGGAGGGUGAAUAUGGCGCACGCACACACACACAAAAGAAUUUAGCUACCCUUGCGAUAUAGCAUACAGUUUUCAUCUUAGGGCGAGUUACUUUUGCAAUGCAAGCCGUUGGUCCUGGCUUGAUGCAAGGCAAUUCUAUGUUGUGCAGCAGGAAGGAGAUGACACCUUCUCCUCCUUGCCUCUUAACACACUCAAGCAGGCCAUCAUGAUUUUUGCAUGAUGUCAUGGUCCACACCUCUUUGGGUGAGGAUGGGGAAAAGAAGUGCAAAAGCCAGAGGUCUGGUAUAAGGCGCGAGAGGGAGGCAGGCGCAUGUGCUUCCUGUCUCUCUCCCUUUCAGUAGGAGAAAGGAAGCUCCUGUGUCAAAAAGGCACGUGCAGAAUAGAUUACAAUAAGUGCAUCAUUCCCUCCUGUUACUUUCUAUUGCUGAAUUUUGGUCUCUUUUAAAACUUGGGUGUGCUUUUUAUUGUCCUUUUCUCUAUGGUAUUCAUCAGAGGCCAAAAAAGGGUUAGUGCUAACACUCAUGAAUGAUCACAGUGUUAACCUUUGUAAAUUCCCUCUUGGUUUAUGUCGGUAACUUUAGCAGCCAGGCGAUGGGAAUUGCAAAAACACUUCUGGAAAUCAGACGAAAUGGGUGAUGCCAGGGGUAGUUUGGUAUUAUUAUUUUGUUGUUUUUUAAAUGUGUGUUUGCUUUUAAUAGUGAAUAGAAUAUUUUAACUUCACAAGACAGAUUAUAUGACUUGAUUACCAAACUCCUGAUUUUAACAUGCCGAUUCUCAUCCUUCCAGUAAUGGUUAAGAACCAUUCUUUCAGACAAGUGAUCAUACUGUAGAUAGAUAAAUAAAUAGAUGGAUCUGUUGUUACCGUGGGUGUGCCGAGAUAGCUGGGAUUCAGAAUUCAUUUUUGGCUCAUGAAAAUUUGAAAAUAAAAUUUCAUAAAAGCAUGAAUGACUUCACAAGUGUUCUCUCUCCGUUUCAGCCCCCUGUUCCCUGGUUAGGCAUUUAUUCAGUAAAGCCAAGUUAUCUGGAGACAUGAGCACCAUUCAAAGCUUCUUUUCUCUUUCCCCUUUGCCCUGGACCAGCCAGCUCUGCUGCUGGAUAAAUAGUUUUCUUUGAUACUUCCAACCUCUCUGCUGCCCGCCCUUAACAUAUGGAUGAUGUAACCUCUUGUGAAGUUUUAACCAACCUUGUCUAAAAGGCAUUGUGUUCAAGCUAUUACAGUUCUCUUCCAUAAAUAAUGAAGGCAUUUAAAGGCUAAGUGUUCUGAUGGAUGUCACACUAAUUUCGAACCAUUUUUUUAAUGCUCUGGGGCCGUCAUUAUUCUCCCUAAUGGACACUUUUGUCAUUCUGUACAGGAAACAGCAACCGAGACAGGAUUGACAAGUCUGCAGUUGCAAUCAUAUUUACAACAUAGUGUAAAUAGAAACCACUUUUAUUUGUUCUGAAGUUUGCAGGUCUGCCAGUCAGGUCAUUCAAGUGGUUUCAACUUUUUUUCAACUUUGAGAACCCUUCUUCAAGAUGGCAGAAAGAUUUUGUAAUCCAGUCAGGUCCCGUAGCUCAGUGGUUGUGUGUGUGUGUGUAUGCGCUGUGCAAGCAGAGGAUCCCUGGAUCAAGCCCUGGUAUCUCCACUUAGAAGGGUUAGGUAGCGGCAAGGUUGAGAGAGACCCCAGUCUGAUAUCUUGGAGGGCCACUGCUAGUCAGAGGAGACGGCUGGGCUGCAUGGACCAGUAGUAUGACCCACCUUAAGAGAGUAAUCAACCCCUUAUGUGGCUCAUACAGAGUCUUGAACCAAUAUUUCUCAAAUGCCUCGAACUUUAGUUCCCAUUCUGAAUUCACUGUACGUCCAAGGACCUUGCAAACCCUUCAAUAAUAGUCUCUAUUGUAGGGUAAGAGUGGAGAUUCCUGCGGUACUCCCUGCAGCUGCGUAUGGCCAUCUGUGGGUUGGGGUAGUUGGGUAUUAAAUAUAACUUCAGCAUUGACUCUUCCCUUUUUCCUGCACUACUUGUGCCCUCUUAUGCUCAGCUGAGUGGCAGACAUUUCUUCCGAAGGAAAUGAAUGAAACGGCUUCUUUUGCAGGGUCUGUGCCCAGAGCUCAAGUCGGGGGCGGUCUAGAACCCACACAUCUCUCAUGGAGGCCCAGAUCUAAGUUUCAGAAUCUAGACUGCACACUGUUGACAGCCUCCCUUUUUAACAACUCACUGAAGGUGGAGUUUAAGAAGGGAUGAACACUGCUGAGUGCUUCUUAAGGGUGGGGUAUAACACUUUUCAGAUUAGUAAACAGGACAUUUCUUAAUAACCUCUGUGUGUCAUUUGUGUGAAUGCUUUUUUCGUGGCGUUUUCCAUGUAGAACACAGAGGUUUUCAAACUCUGGUUUGUGGACCAUGGUGGUCCUGUGGCUCCAUUCAGAUGGUUUGUGGAAAGUCUUGAAUAUCUGUACUUGAACUGACACAUUAUUGAUUCUCUCAUUACAAUGGAGGGUGAGACUGUGAUUUUCCAAGUAAGUCCCCUGGUUUUGACAGUGAUGCUGGUACCCACCCAUACCCAUGAUGUUUAAUCCAUAAACGGAAGCGGGUGUGUGUUCUAAAAUGUAGAACAAAUAGUUUCCUACAUAGUCUCGAAGUAUCAAAGUGAACCGUGGGAGAAAGAAGUUUGAGAACCAUUGAUACAGACUCACCAGCCAAGGGAGUCCUGCACCGAAGUCAUCAGGAGCCAGGGAACAUGACUGAGCACCUACUAGAUCCCGGUUUUGUUUGUUUUAAGGCCAUGCUGAGAAGUAAACAUUUAUACGAGAAAUAAAAUAUGGGUUUAAACAUGUUAGGCUGCCUUAUUUUGCAGCAUUCCACACAUAGCUCACACGAUGAGAGCAUGGGGGGAAGCACAGCCCACCAGGAACAAACUCUCCCCAUAGCUUAGCCUGCACCUCAAUUUAUCAGGAAGAGCCGCCCUAGUUUGAGAAGAGGCUGCAGCAGCCCACCGGCCGUGGAGUGGUUUCUGGGGAAGGACUUGAAGUUUUACAACUACGCUUGACUUGUCCUUUGAAAACUCACAGAACACCGAUGCGAAUAAUUUCUUAUGUGGCAUACCAACCUCUGUUGGUGUAUAUGGCAGCGUUUCAGUUAACAUGUGCAAAUAUUAUAAUCAUUUUCCACAACUAGUGACUGAGUCACAAUGCUUUUUGGCUCUUUUUGCUGCUGUUGCAAUAAGUCAACAGGCAGGAUUCGAAGAACCACAAAAGCUCAAUUCAGUGAGCCAAAGUGGGUGGGUGGAUGUGUGAGAGAGAGAAUUUAGAUUUGUUUUUCCUCAUUUAGCUUUCCCGCCUCCAAAAGAGGGACUGCACGACAAACUGCUUUUGAAAUUGAGGAAAGUUUCAAAAGCAGGUUGUGCUAUAGGUGUCAAAGAAGUAUUAACCUCUUGUGUGAGUCUGAGCAACUCUUUCAAUCCCAGCCCUUGAAUUUCACUAUUGGCCUCCGUUGGUCGCUAUUAUUUCAUAGAAUCUUAGAGCUGGGAGGGACCCAAAGGUCAUCUAGUCCAAUCCCUGCAGUGCAAAGCAGAACCCUUUUCUACUGGACUCUUUAUGUAAGGCCCUUUGAUGUGACUUUUCCGACUGGGUGCUGUUUGAAACAGAACAAUCUAGAUGGGCCUUUUCUUUAGACUGAUCAAGGUGUUAUUGUCACGCGAUAACUGAUUGUGGAAGUCGUGGGAUCAGCGUGAAAUUUCUUAGUGCUAUUAGCUGGAAAUGAGUCAUUGGGAACAAGGAGGCAGAAUGAAUUAUGAAAAUUAAACAAAUAUGUGCGGUUUCUUAAUUUAUUAAUAUUAAUAAUUAUUAUUAUUUAAACGAUUUAUAUACCUGUUAACUACAAUAGUCUCUAAGCAGUUUGCAAAGAUACAAUACAAAAAAAUGGUUAAAACUAUAAAAUUAAAUUCCAAUGGAAAUGCCGAUGGGAUUAAAAAAGAAGUUUUCAGUAGGGAGGGCACCUCUCUGACCACGACUGGAAGGCAGUUCCAUGCAUUGAUGUUAUUCAGAUUGCACCAUUGAGCUUUAUUGGAUAGAAUUCUUUUUGUGGGGGAGUGGGACAAUAAUAGCAGAGAAGGUUAUGAUCAUCUCCUUUCUAACUAGCCCCCAUGUAAACAGCUGUAUUCAGUUGGGUGGGGAGGAUUCCUAAAUGGUCUUGAGAUGUGCCCUUCCUUUCCAAGCUUAAUCACCCUUUCAUGGAAGUACAUAACUUGAGUUUGAAAGUGCAGGCCUUUUCCUCUUAAUGUAAAAUGUCGCUCUAUAGGGUGGUCCUAUAUAAUCCUUAUAUAGAGACAUCCUAGCAGUAAUGUGCCUUUUGAAGAGACGGGAUGGGUAAUCCAAUGUCUGAGACAUGAUAGUUGCCAUAGUUGUAUUUAUUUGAACACCUCUGUUUUGUAAACCACUGUGCUCAAAUACUUUUUUUUUUUUUUGGUAGCAGGAUAAAUUGCUGAUAAAUAAGAAUAAAUGAAGGUGGCCCUUUGAGUGAGAGAAGCCUCUACUCUUAGAGGAGAGCAGUUGAUAAAACUAUAAUUUGGACUUGUAUAAAUAACAGAUGGGAACCACAUAUACAUACUGGGCAUUUAUCAGUGAGUUUAGGGUAUGGUAUGGCCUUUUCUCUUCAGCUAUACAUAGCUGACUUGUUCUUCUGUUUUACCAACUUCAUUCUCUGUGAGUAGCAGUGUAUCCAGCAGUAUGGCCGACGGAGACUGGAUGGGCGAGGUGCGAAGCCGAUGGCUUUGGUACAUGACUGGAUUAAUCCCAUUCCGCAUUCCGUGGUGCAUCAUGAAAAGUUUUGAGUUCUCUGCCACAGAAUUUCUGAACGAGAGCCUGCUGGAGCACUUCCGAAUGGCGGAUCCAGGCGUUGAGGUCUGGUAAUUGCAAGUGAUAUAUCUGCCAAAUGCCUCCCUGAAUGUCCUGUUGAAGAGGGUAUAGACCAGUGGGUUCACGCCUGACGAAACAUACCCUAUCCAGACAAAUAUCUCCAUAAGUGUUUGGAUAAACUCCUUGCGGCAGGACGUGCACAGAACGGAAGUGAUGUUGGUUAUGAAGAACGGGCACCACAUCAACAAAAAGAGGAAGAAUACAAUACCCAAGACCUUGGAAGCCCGCUGUUCAUUGGUAAUAGUCUGUUCCGACUUCUUCCCGACUGUAGACAUCCUGCGCAUUAGCAGUUCUUCAUUCCCGUUAGGCAAAGGCCUGUCCUUCUUGGAGUUGUCCAACAUGGCCACUUUUUCCGGUGAUGAUCCGGGCGUCAUAUCCCGCUGGAAAACCGUGGACACCGUGCUCCAGGUAAAGCGCUGGGGCAGUUUGUUGAUCAAGUAGGCUUUCUUGCGCAAAACUCUGAUGGUCAGGAAGUAAGUGACCACCAUGAUGGCCAGCGGGACAAAGAAGGCAGCCACCGAACCGUAGAGCAUGAAGUCUCCAAAACGUUCUGGUGUCAGCACGCAGGUGAAGUUUGGGAAGUUUUCAACACCUUCUUCUAUGCCGCGGAUCGGGAUCGGGAUCGCAAUGCCUGUAGGGGAAGCAGAAAUCUAGUAAGCUUCAACCUGGAAGUGGAACUGAAAGCACCACAGUGCAUAAUAAGGAGCAUGUUCUGAGACUGGCUUCCGAACAUUGGAGCAAAUGAAAUUACAGGAGCUUUGCAAGCCCACCGUUAGAGAGAACCUCUUUAUUUAAUAACACUUAUAUGCCUCUUGAUUGAACAGAAGCCCUCAAAGCAGUUGAACUGGAGAUGUCUCCAAAGCACAACAGAUCAAGUAGCUAGAUAGUACCUCAAAAUAGGAGAGCAUCAGGUGGAGGGAGGUGACUCCCAUGAGAUCAAUUCUGCCUCUUGACUCCUUCUAGCCCAUGUUUGGAGCAACACUGGCUGUUUUGUGCCCCAUCUCCUUUCUUGGGCAACAAAUAGAACAAUUUUUCUUGGAUCACUUGUGUUUGACAUAAAGCGCGUGUUGCUUUUGGAGUGGUGACCCACUUCCCACAAGCCUUCUUUCCACAGGAGGGAGGACAGGAGCUACAUGCAGCUGAGAGCAAUUGUCUCAAGAUGGCGGGAAAGAUGGGAAAUGCUGGCAAUUGGUUUUAAUUUUUCCGUUCUCCUUCUCUGACCUGAAAUUGCAAGCACAGGAUGCUUUGAGUUCUCUGGCCUAGCGAAUCUUCCUGCCUCCUAACGACUGCUGCUGUUGAACAUAUUUGUGGUUUCUUAAGAGCUGACUUAGCUACCAAGCAAAACUUGGUGCCUUCGGCCCUGCAGCACUCAAGUAAUCGGGUCAGCGAUGAAGCUUUCACUUUUUAGUGCUGCCGCCACGGCUUUAUAAAGUUUAGGGAUUUGCUGUACCUUAGGCUAUCGCUUCAUGUCUUAUGUGCUAUAGAAAUGACAAGCAUCCUUAAGUUCCUUUUGUUCUCUUGUUUAAUAGCAGUGCAGAGGCAUUGCAAUGAAAAGAGUCCUGCUGGAUUGUUCACUUAUUUAAUUUAUACGCCACCCUUCAGGUGAGGAUCUCAGGGUGGUUCACAGCAUAAAAACGCAAGAUGAAAACACAAAAUACAUAAUAAAAACAAGAACAAACCAAAGCAAUAGACAGUGGGGCCCAUCCAGUCCAACAUCUUGGUUGCUGCAGUGAGCAUCUAGAUGCCUUGAAGGAGCCCAACGAAGCCUAUUGCCUCUGAACUUGGAGAGUCCAUAGCUAGACAUCUGCUAAUCAGUUUUUAAGCUCCCCUGAAAUUAUUGAGAAGAUGCAGUUCAGAGCCUGAGUACAUUUAAUGAGUAAUAAGACAUGGGAUAAGUGCUGUGUAUGAUUGAUGCUGCUAAAACCUGGCACUAAAAGGUCAUGUUCAAAUAGUUUUGCCUCAUUAGCCGUUUCCUUUUUUUGACUUCAAAAGUUGCCUAUUGUUUCCCUUGAUUGCGGGAAGCUCUUAAAUUUACUAAUGUAGGAAGUGGUGCUUUUAAAAAAAAACCCCACGGGUGUAGUCAUUGAUUAAGUGGGUGGUGUCUUUUUUCACCUCUCAAUUGUUUGCAACAUAACUGAUUUUAAAAUCAUUCUUAUUCUUGACACUCUUUUGGGCAUAUUUUGCAUCACUUGUUUUACAGUUAAUCUAUGAUGUCUGCUUCCUGUGCGUUGGAGCCAUUGCUCGCCAGUAGUUUGGAGUCAUUGAUUCACUUGCCCCCCCCCCCCCGCUCCUCAUUUGUCUUACAUCUGGAGUUGACAUUUUGUGUACAAACCAACGAGACAUUAACAACGGGCAGUGUGCCUUCAGAGAGUUCAGAAUACACGGAGAAGCAUAAUAUAAACUAUUCAUUUGCACCUCAUUUAUUAUUUUCUGCUUUGCGUACUUUUGACAACACAGUCAUAGUUUCCUCUCUUCCUUUACCUCUGAACAGUUAAGUUCCCAAUUGCACCCCACCCUCCUGUUCCUCUGUCCUUAUCUUUUUUCGUUUAGUGUGUCUGUCAGUGGGCAUUUGACCCAGCUAGUUCACUUCUUUUUAGAUCCAAAAGAAUUGGAGGUGGUGUCAGUUUCCCACCCACAAGGAACUGCUCCUCACUGGGGCUAGUGGUAGUGACUGAAUUCAAGCUUCUCUGAGCCUGGGGCAUUGUGAUUUCUGUUGUAGCAAUCCAACUUUUGUGGGACGCAGGUGGCACUGUGGGUUAAACCACAGAGCCUAGGACUUGCCAAUCAGAAGGUUGGCGGUUCGAACCCCCGCAAUGGGGUAAGCUCCGGUUGCUCGGUCCCUGCUCCUGCCAACCUAGCAGUUCGAAAGCACGUCAGAGUGCAAGUAGACAAAUAGGUACCGCUCCGGUGGGAAGGUAAACGGCGUUUCCGUGUGCUGCUCUGGUUUGCCAGAAGCGGCUUAGUCCUGCUGGCCACAUGACCUGGAAGCUGUACGCCGGCGCCCUCGGCCAAUAAAGCGAGAUGAGUACCGCUACCCCAGAGUUGGCCACGACUGGACCUAAUGGUCAGGGGUCCCUUUAACUUUACUUUUAAUCCAACUUUUGCAACUGAAAUAUGUUAAGCAAUUUCCCAACAAACUAAUAAUGGUAAUGUGUUUGUUGGAGGGGAGGUAUUAUUGGUUUGGGUUAUUUUUGUAUGUACUUUGUGUUCUUAUUUUUAUGUUGCAAACUGCCCUAUGAUCUUCAGAUCAAGGCAGUAUACAAAUUAUUAUUAUUAUUAUUAUUAUUAUUAUUUCCAUGCUUUGCUCUGUUGGACAGUAUGGUAUUGUGUAUUUUGAUCCCUAACGUAUAGGAGUUUGAGUUCAGAGAUGCUAUCUGAAUGGUGUGUUAGGGCUUUGAGCCUUCUUUUGGUACAGAAGGAACAUUUGCCCUCAAGACAGGUAGUAAUAAUAAUAAUAAUAUUUUUUUAUUUAUACCCCGCCCUCCCCAGCCAAGGCCGGGCUCAGAGCGGCUUACAAGCAAUAAUAAAAACAAGUUCAAUGAUUACAACUUAAAAGCAAAAUUAAAAUACAACAUUAAAAUAUUACAACAUUAAAAUAAAAUGUAGCCUCAACGCAGGAGGAGAAGGAAAGAAAAAAAGAAAGAGGGAGGUAAUCAAAUUGGCUCCAAGCCAAAGGCCAGGCGGAACAACUCUGUCUUACAGGCCCUGCGGAAAGAAAUCAGAUCCUGCAGGGCCCUGGUCUCAUGAGGCAGAGCAUUCCACCAGGCUGGAGCCAGAGUUGAAAAGGCCCUGGCUCUGGUUGAAGCCAAUCUAACUUCCUUAGGGCCCGGGACCACUAGGGUGUUGCUAUUUAUGGACCUUGAGGCUCUCUGUGGGGCAUACCGGGAGAGGCGGUCCCGUAGGUACGAGGGUCCUAGGCCGUGAAGGGCUUUAAAGGUCAAAAGCAGCACCUUAAAUCUGACCCUGUACUCUACCCGGGAGCCAGUGCAGUUUGAAAAGCACUGGGUGAAUAUGCUCCCAUGGCAGAGACCCCGUGAGGAGCCUCGCUGCAGAUUCUGCACCCGCUGGAGUUUCUGGGACAGCUUCAAGGGCAGUCCUGCGUAGAGCGAAUUACAGUAGUCAAGCCUGGAGAUGACCAUCGCAUGGAUCACUGUGGCCAGGUCGGGGCGGGAAAGGUAAGGGACCAACUGCUUGAUGCGGCGAAGGUGGAAAAAUGUCGCCUUGGCUGUUGCUGUAACUUGCGCCUCCAUGGAAAGGGAGGCGUCAAGGAUUACACCCAAACUCUUAACGGAAGGCAAUGGCACUAAUUGGGCCCCCGCAAGAGAAGGGAGUUGGUCCCUCAUCCCCAUGCCAUCCCGACCCAGCCAUAGGACCUCUGUCUUUGAAGGAUUUAGUUUCAAUCGGCUCCCACGAAACCAUCCAGCCACAGCUUCCAAGCAUCUGGUCAGUGUGUUCGGGGCCGAGUCGGUGUGGCCAUCCAUCAGCAGAUAGAGCUGAGUGUCAUCAGCAUAUUGGUGGCAGCCCAGCCCAAAGCUCCGGAUAAUCUGGGCAAGGGGGUGCAUAAAGAUGUUAAAAAGCAUCGGGGAGAGAAUUGCGCCCUGCGGCACUCCACACACCAAGGAAUGGCGCGACGACAUUUCCCUCCCUAGUGCCACCCUCUGUCCCCGACCAGAGAUAAAAGAGCACAGCCAGUUAUGGGCUAUGCCCUGUAUCCCCACGUCUGCGAGGCGGUGGUCCAGAAGAUCAUGAUCGACCAUGUCAAAGGCUGCUGACAAAUCUAAAAGGUAGAUAGUAUGAAAUUUCUGGCCAGGCACUGGGAAUGGCCACCUUUGGUUAGAGCGUGGUGCUGAUAAUGCCAUGGUUGCAGGUUCGAUCCCCAUAAGGGAUUGCUGCAUGUUCCUGCAUUGCAGGGGUUGGACUAGAUGAUCCUCAGGUUCUCUUCCAACUCUGAUUUUGCCUGUUUUGCUUUUGAUCCCAGCUGCACUUCAGUUUUAGAGAUUUCAUUCGAGGAAGAGAACCAAGGCUAGCUGAUGUCCUCAUCAGAGGCUGCUCACCAUUCACGCAGUGCCACUUCUCUGGCACCCAUUCAUUCACACCAGCUGUUAGCAAAUGAAAAGCACACUCUCCCUUUGAUGCUUGCCACAUACCUAUUGAGAUCAGCCAGACCACUGUGAUUUUGAUGAGUGUUGUGGCCCGUGAGUUGUACUGACUCGCUUGGAUUGGCUUUUUUAUGGCAAUGUAGCGGUCCAGUGAGAUGGCGCACAGAUGCAUGAUGGAGGCUGUGGAAAAGAGGACAUCCAGAAACAGCCAGACAGGGCACAGCUCCCGCGGAAGAGGCCAUGCAAUCUCUGAAAAAGAGUAGGAAAGGGUUAGGAUUCUUCUUUGGGGGUGUGUACCCUGUGGAAGAGGGUGCAACAUUCAGUAAAUGAAUUCGCGACACUAUAACCCCCUCCAGUUAAUGAGGCAGGAGUUUUAAAAAAGUUAUUUUUAGUACAAGCAAUUUUAAAAACUGCAGGUGACACCUCGGAAGAGGUCUUCUUCCACCUCUCCUGCACUGGAGGAGCUGCUUUUAAGAUGAGUGUUUGCAUCGGUAGAUGUGGGGCAGGAGCUAUUCUAUAGAAGCCUUUCUCAAUCGCAGAUGUAAGCACAUUUAACCUAUUGAUUAAUCAAGGCUUCUUGAACAGGGCAAUUGCACUAUCUUCAAUGCCUUUGAGGUAGUGGCCUAAAAAUCAGUGGAUUGUGGGCUUAUUAAGCAAAAAAGGGCAGCAGCAACUGGUGAUCUGUUAAGUGUUAGAGGUGUAGUGUUCUGGUUUUGGGGCACAAUUCUGGAACAUAGGCUGCUUUGCAAUUAGGUGACUUUUUCUUCGCUGUGGUGGUGGGAAUCAGGUGAAAAUACUGCAUCUUGUUGCAACACACGGUUUUCCUUUUCAUUAUUCGGAAUCCUGGUUUCUAAAUAGGGCUUCUUCAGCCCUGUGCCCCUGCAAAUAAUAAAUUGUCCCCCCUUCAUUUUGUCAUAUUCAAAUCCCUCAGCAUCACUGUUCCUUUAGUAGCCAGCUCCUGUUCCUUACUUAACGGUGCAAGGUUUGGUUUCUAAGCCAGAUUUCUUUGUAGAGGCCCUUGCUGUGAAUUAGCUGUGGCCUUUUGGGGGAUUGCGUAAUGACAUCUCUUGGAUCAAUUGCAAUAAAAACGGAUACAUUUUGGGGGGCAUAACUGUUCAAAGGUAAAAAUAAAGUUUUUUGUUUUUUUUACUCUGGGCAUAACCUUGAGUUUUUGGACCUUGCUGAUUGUGUGUGCCCUCUUUUCUUAAUCUGUGGGGCCAACACAAGUUGUCAGGAUUCUCAGCUUUACUAAUAAUAAGAAUAUAAUAAUAACAAUUUAUUAUUUAUACCCCAGCCACUCUGGGCGGCUUCCAAUCAAAUAUUAAAAUACAGCAAUACAUCAAACAUUAAAAGCUUUCCUAAACAGGGCUGCCUUCAGAUGUCUUCUAAAAGUCUGGUAGUUGUUGUUCUCUUUGACAUCUGGUGGGAGGGCGUUCCACAGGGAAGGCGCCACCACCGAAAAGGCCCUCUGCCUGGUUCCCUGUAAUUUGGCUUCUCGCAGCGAGGGAACCACCAGAAGGCCCUCAGAGCUGGACCUCAGUGUCCGGGGAGAACAAUGGGGGUGGAGACGCUCCUUCAGAUACUAAGGUUGACAAGGAUAAUGAAUCAACUACUACUGGGUGAAACCUAGUUAAGCUGCCUACGGCUUUGUUAAGCAGAAUACAGCAAAACCAGAUCUGAAUGCAAUUCUCCCCACCUUCCCGGCUGCCUUUUCAUUUUGGAUCCAUGAGCAACAACUACUGUCCCACCUCCUCCUUUCCCCAGGUAGUUGGUUUACCUUGAGGGAGACUUCCGGUGUGUCUAUAGCUUCCCUACACAAGCCAUCCAAUUCCUACACAGAAACCAUACAGUCCCGACAUUGUGGAGAGCAUUGUGUGAGUGGCUCUGCACCUGUGUUAAAUGGCUGUUUCUUUAUUGGAAUAUGGUGGGAUGCUGUGGAGCCCAAACCACGUGGCAGAAGGUUCUUCCUGCAGCAGCCAGCCCUCCACAGUCGCGAAAGCAAGGGCUUAUUUUUAAAGAAGUCCACUCUGUGGUUUGUGGGGUAUUAAUAGUAAUAGCAGAGGGAAAAACCCUGCAGCGCUUUUUUUUGGUUUUGUUUAAAUAGAGAAUUGAUAACAUUUAAAAUGAAGUAGAAAGCGGAUGCCUUGUUGAAUAGACCGUGAAAUGUUGAGCAAACCUUUUUAAAGAUUUCCUUUGAGUUUUUAUUAGCUUUUUAAAAAGAAUCUCUCGUUCCCAGAGCACAGUCAUGCCAGAAGAAAUAAAAGCUUCAAGUAACCAAUUAAAUUGGUGUGCUUGAAAUCCUGAGAUUCUAUCUAGCAAGGCAAGCGUUUUCCUGCGCCUUGAACUAAUGUUGUUGAGACCAAGUAAUGUAUGGCCUUUUUGUGUGCAGGUGUUCGCUUUACAUGUGAAGAGGAUGAUGGCUCCUGGCUCGCUAGAUUUCCAAUGAAUGAUUUCAAUGUUUUCUCUCUUUUGUGCAGUGCUGCUUAGACGUUACCUCCUUUCUGCUCAUUCCUGCAGGGAGAGAUUUUUUGCGCUGUAGCAAAAUAGCCUCUCUCGCUCUCUUACAUCAGAGAAUGUGGAUUUUUCUCCCGCUAAACUUCUGCUUUUCCUUCCUUUUGUGCCCAGUUUUGAGAGAGGUGGUGUGCGUGUUGUGUGUUUAAGAAAAGUGACUUUAAAUGCUUGAUAUUGAGAGUGCUGGCUGCAAUUUGAGUGUGGGUGUUUCCGUGUUUGGUGGCCCAGUGAAUAAGGCAUUGGACUGCCUUCGGCCCAGAUCACAUCAUGGCUGUUGAGUGAUCUUCUUGGCCAUGUGUAAUAUUAACUCUUUCCUCUCUGUAAAAUGAGAAUAAUGAAGAGGAGGAGUUACAGGAGACAGUGGUAGCGGUGUAGCCUCUGAGCUGUGAACUGGGAAGUCCCUGGUGCAAAUUUCACCUUGGCCAUGAAUUCAGUAGGCAGUCUUUGACAAACUGCAUUAUUUUACUUUCAGCACCUCGCCUUGUGAUAUGCUAACACUGAUCUACCUUACAGGAUGGUUGCAACAAUUUACAUGAUGGGUUUUGAACAUUUUAAAGCACUAUAUCAAUGCUAAGUGAUUAUACUGCCCCAGUGACAUCUGCUAAGUAGGGGAAUGUCUUAUUCUCUGGCCCAGGCAAGCCAAACUCCUUGGUGCUAUAGAUGUCAGCCUGCAAAUCCUCCUACUCAUUGUUGAUCAUGUUUGUUACAAAUUGCGUCGGCUAAAUUUUCCAAUCAGAUAGAAGGACCGUCACUCUUCAUUGAAAUGAUGGUAGACUCUCUUUCAAAGACGCCUGUCUACCAUUUACUAGUCUCAUUUAGGAAUUCUUGAUAAGUUUAUAAAGAACCCCAAAGUUUCCUUGAAUGCACUUUAAAGCCCACUGGCCUAGAAGAGUGAAUAGAGUCGAGAGGCACACACAUUUCCUCUCUUUGAUCUUCCGUAUCAACUGUCAGAAAUGAAAGGAAUUGUGUUUGUCUCAUGUGUUGAGAUUCUGUACAGUUGUGGAAGCACAGAAGUCUUAAAAGCAGGGAGGGGUGGGCCUAUUGGCCGACUUGGGCACAGCUGACACUAUUUAAACAGUUAUCUGGCUAAUGGAUUUUUAAGGGAUUACUAGCCUUCUAGGAGACUCAGCUGUGUUCUUGCUUCAGUCUACCCAGCCCAGGGCCUUUUUUUUGCUUCUGGUGUGAAUUUUCUCUUCUAGCAGUUGCUGAGGAAGCAGAAAUACACAACUUUUGCGGCUAGGUAGACAUCUUAUGGAUGUGAAUUCAGCUUAGGGUCAGCUGUGUUUUCAGAGUGCCUGCAAAUAAUGUCGCCACACCUAUUUAAUUACGAUUCCUAGCUUCCCUCCCUUUUAAGCACCCUGCAACAUGAGCUGCCUUUUUGUUGGCUUCUAAAUUAAGAUUCCUUGCAUUUUUUAAACUUCGGUUUUAGUAGUUUUCACUCAGGAUUAAUGGAAGAUUAAAUUUCAAUAAUAAAAGAAGACGAGAGCAGAAAAGCAAAAUUGUUAGGAAGCUUAAGGCCAAGUUAGCCACUCGCACGAUUGCUAAAUGUAUGAAUGGCAUCUUGUGUCGUUUGGCCCUGAGUAAACUUCAGAGGAGAGAGUUUGUAAUCCUUUUGCAGUUUUUUGCUGGUCGCUAAUCACUUGCUCUUUUACUUCUUCUAACUCUUAGUGCUUACACUUAAUGUUGAUCAGAUUCACAGCAGUAUGGCAAAUCCCGCAAGCUAUGAAGAUCUCUGUAGCUCAAGAGACCUGAUCAUAGUGAACCUCUCAGAAUGCUCACAUUUUCUCAAAACAAAAUGUUACCACUCUUGUAUCUGGAUUAGAAGAAAGCAGUCUUGAAGGCGAUGGAGCUGGAAGUUCCCAGCAUCCCUGACCACUGGUCCUGAUAGCUAGGGAUGAUGGGAAUUGUAGUCCAAAAACAGCUGGAGACCCAAGUCCGGGAAACCUUGAUUUAUAAUGACUCCAGGGCCAAGACUUGCUUGUCUGAGUUAGUCCUGCCUCUGUGCAUAUUUAGUUUGAGUGAUGUAUUUGCUAUGAUCUUAGCCAGUGUAAUUUAAGUAUGCUGGGUAGCAGUAGAAAAUAUGGCAGUAGCUUCCUAUUUAAUGUAGGAUUUAUUUGCGUUGCUUCUUCAAAGGUUCCUCCUCAUGAUUUGCACUCACAAUUACUCCCUUGGGUAGUAUAGUAGUUUAAGAGACUGUUACAGAAAAGUUCCCGAUUUAAUUCUUGCCUUCUGCCAUGAAGUCAUUAACCAGCUUCACCCAGAACCUCCCCUUCCCACCCCAUUGAUAAGGGAUAAUAAUACUGGGCUGCCUUUGUCAUUUGUAAGGAUCAUGACAAGGUGUCAAAUGUGAAGGGCAUUGAACACUAUAAAGUGUUAUUUGAACACUACGUAAUUAAAUUCAGUUGAUCUCCCCAGACAAGGACAUGGGGCAAGAAUCAACUAACCCAUCUUGGUUUUAUCUUCCUUGUACCUGGAGGGACAUUUGUGCUUUUCCUUCCAAGCAUGAGGACUGUUUUUGUCUUUAUUUUUUAUUUCCAGCUUGAAAACUGCGGCCAUAAUAUGUCACUUGGUUCAUUUCCUUUGAACCAUAGUUUUGUAGGUUUUGUAUCCACUCAGUAGAUUUUAUCGCUUUUCUUUGCUGGAUAAUAAUUCAUAGAGGCCAAAUUGUCAUAGGGCUUUUUGUGCAUAUGUGGAGAGAAAAUUGAACUAAUGAGACAAUACAUGCUUUCCGCAAUUUGAGCUUUCUGUAUCCUGUCCCCUGGCACUGUUUACUGAUGUAGCAUUGCAUUCUAGUCUUCCUGUUGACUCUUGCUACGAAUCAGUAGUACAUGGGUACAGUUAGGACUAUUGAAUGUAGGGGCAUUUCCACUGGACGAGUGGGGUACCAUACCAAUGCACGCUUGUAAUUGUACAUUAGAUCAUUCUGACCAGUUCCCUGCGUUAAAUGGACUCUUGUCAAUUAUUCCAAGCUGCUAAUAGAAUUUCAAAUUCUGUUUGUGAUCACAUGGGCUGUGAAACGAGGACUGGAACUAAGGAGAUUUAACUGCUGUGCUGGUGACAGAGUAGUCCUAUCUACCACAAGAGUAUGUGCAAGAAGACACCUUGCAUGGGAGCUGAUUCACCAAGACCAGGAGUUGAAAUCAGACCACAUCCCACCUCGUGGCAAGGAGAUGAAGGCCUUUCACUUCACCCCUUGGUUGUGACAUAUCAGAGAAUUCAGACAAACUGCCAUCAAAGUAUGAUCAUGGUUUCACAACCUCAUCUCAACCGGCUUUGAACCAUGCCACUGAACAUUUCCCUGACUUUCAUUUGUAGAUCCAUGUUUUGUUUUGUUUUUAGGAGACGCAGAAAAAAAUAUUUUUGAAAAUCUAGCAGAAUCUGAGGGUAAGGAAGACGUUACUGAAAAUUCCCCAUUGAACUGUUUAAAUGAAUUUCACAUAAAUCACUAGAAUACUGUCUUAGAGUCUGUCUUAAAUAGUUAUAGAAAGCAAAAAAGGCAAACCGAUUGCACUCAAGUGAACUUUUAUUUCCUUGAAGCUGGAGAUUAAAUGAUGUCAGUAUCUUAUAUCACACAUAUGGUCUGUGUUAUGAAUCACUGUGUCUACAGACACAGGGAAAGGGCUUUCUUGAAAUGGAUGGAACGAUGCCCAUUGGUGGCGAUCAUGGUGAAUGUUUCUAGUUGAUAUAAUUUUUUAAAAAAACUUCUUCUGAUUUUAUAGGAACUGUGUAUAUUUUCAUUUAAACUAUGAAACUAUCACUUCUGUGUGUUAUAACAUAGCUCCCCCCUUGGCAGAAGAGCUAUUUCAGAGUGGUGUUCAGUAGUUCCGAUUUUCCCUGAGCAUUGGUCUGGAAGAAUGAAAGAGGUAGAGUAGUUUGCCGCAUUUUGCAAAGGGGCUUAAGGCACCAGAAAGCUCUUAAUUUGGUCAGUGCUUUAAAAUGCAUACAUACAUAUAUAUAUAGAGAGAGAGAACAUAACUUCAGAGGAUCAGAGGCCAGUACUUACCAAACAUGAUGGUAAGAAGGGCUAUGGGCAUCACAAACAAACCAACCAGCAAAUCGGCCACUGCCAGAGACAUGAGGAAGUAGUUGGUGGCAUAUUGCAACUUUUUCUCCAAUGAUACGGCCAGUAUGACGAGAAUAUUCCCCCCAAUGGUGGGGAUGAUGACCAUCAGAAUGAGCAGAGCUGCCCAGCGCAACAUGGUCCCCUCCGCUGUGAUUGGCUGUGCAGAUCCAUUGCCGGAUCCAGACAUGUUCACAGGCAAGGCCAUUUCAGCACCCGGUAGGAAUUGUUCGGAGAGCAUGUGUUACUGGGACAUACUGUAGAUUCUAGGAGCUUGGUCUUCCUCUCCGGCCCAGUGCGGUCCUGAUGAAAGACCAGCAUCGUAAACUAUUCAUCUGCUACCACAUGAGGGUCUUCUCUCUCUUGUGCAAUUUUAUAUCGUGGUCCUUCCUUGGAUGCACGCAAAGAGUAUUUAAAAAUGAGUACGCUGGCUUGGAUCCAUCUCUUUAUUAUAGGUCCCAAUGGUCAGACUGUUCCCUAAAGCGAAAAGCUUCAAAAAUGAAUGUUGAAGAGUUGGGUAAUGAAUUAGAUCCUUGUGUCCUCUCACAGUGCCUCUCCUCCUGUGCUGAAGAGCUCGCCCUACAUAAUAGAACAUACACAUGUCAUGUUUUUAUUUUUGUUGAUGGGCUAGAAUUGUUACACCAAACUUAGAGGUGUAGCAAGGUGGCAUAUGCUGAAAAUUUAUACCAUCCGAGUUUCGAGUUUUAAAGGUUGCGAUGUUGCAAAAAACUCGAAAUUGGGGGGGGAAACAGCUCCGGAGAUAACUAUUUAUACUGUUUGGGUACUGCUUUGCUCCCCUUCUCGGUAGUUGAGCUAUGAGAAUAAUUCCCAGUUCUUUCUCUCCGUAAAUUCCAUUUCCCUAGAGAACUACAGCUUGUAAACUGAUGCAGGCUUCUUUACUAUGUGCCUGCCCGCUUGUUCAUCAGGUGGAAGGGCAGAUAAAAUCAAUUUAGGAUUUAUUUAUUUUUAAGCUAAUAGUGCAAUCCUGUUCAUUUUUACUCAGAAGAAACUCGCAUUGAGUUAAUGGUACUUAUUGCAGGUGAUUGCAGGCUAGAACUAUAGGGGGGGGGGGUUACUUGUUCAAUGGGAAGACAGCAAAUAAUAAUCUUACCGGAGUUACAGUUCGUGAACUAUUUGACCAGACAGACUUGACUUCUAAAUCCCUUUUGAGAGGAACCUUUACCAAUUCCUUCUCUCUAAUAAACAAGCACACGAAAGUGGCCCUCUUGGAUUUCUGUAUUUGCAUUCAGUUUUUUCCUAUGGCGUUUCUCGAUAUACAAAGGGCACAUCACCAUUCUUGCCUUUUAACAGUUUUAAAACGACUGGUGCCUUACCUUAUUUAUCCACUCCCUGGAUUUUAGCGGAAUUUCCCUAGUACUUGAGCUGGAUCCGUUUCCUCGGAGGACGUGUGUUCCUUAUUUGCCGCACACUGGAUGCUUAGAACGUCUCCCUCUAAUUGCAUUGCUUUCUUCCAAGCCAGCCACGCACACUUGCGAUUGAAUUUCCCACCGCAGUCGGGUUCACUUUGCGAUUACGCCGCUGAUUUCUUUCUCUUGUCAAGCCCAGAGGAGGAGGAGAAUGGCUCGAGUCGAUGGCUCCCUCCCUCCUCUGUCAUGCUGCCGUUUUCUUUUGGUAAUUUUUACAUACUUAAUAUGUCCCUUGAGCGCUGACCAGCCCUUCCUCUCUGCCUCUCGCCUUCUGUGCAGCUUCCUCUGAACGUGUAUGCUCUGCUGGUAUCAUCUGUUGAUUGACUCAUUCCAGUGCACCAGCUCCAAGUGCUUAAAACGCAAAGCAACAAAUGAGCAGAUAUUCUCUUCCCCUCCCUCUUUUCUUUUGCAUCUGGAGAAGAGCCAUGCAAGGUUAUUUCCUCCCACCCCCACCAUCCAGCUUUCCAAACCUGAAGCGCACAACUCUCAUCCCCAACUCUGAAUGGGUUGAUCCAAUCAACGUUGGCCCUUUUCACUUGAGCAUGUAAAAAUACACUGUUCCCUUUCUCACAGCAGUCAAAAGGUGCUCCCUGCUAGCAGGAGCUUUUUAAGUCUUCCAUAAAUACAGGGGAAACGACACUGUACGACAGUUUAUCAGUAAUCUGCAUAGUGCUUCAAGUGCACAAGUCGAUCACAGGCUGUGCUUUAAUAAUCUUCCCAGCAGCCCUGUCAGUUGGGCUUCAAUUUUACAAAUAGGGAACUGAGGCCGGGAGGUGCCUAAAAUCUUGGGUGAGUUUAUGGCUUUCCUGUGUACUAUUGCUUGCAAAUGAAUCUUACGUGCAUUACCUGGAAGUAGGUGAACUAAUCAGUGUUUUUGACGGUGUAAAACUUUGUUUCCCAACAGAUGUUGUGCAUUAAAGAUAAAGUUGUGGCUAAUAUGUCAAGCAGUCUGGCUCAACCAACUAGGAUUUAGUUUGGUGAGCAUGUGCAGUUGUUGCGGCAUUUUUUGUUCUAGAGAACGGAGUACCAAGUAGAUUCUGAAAUUCUUGCUGUGAUUUUGUGAGUCACAAAAACUUUGGUUUGGGGUAGCUACUCUACAAGUGGUGCGUAUUUGGCACGGUGUAUAUGGAAAUACAUGGGGGGGGGGACCUAGUACAUUGUAAUGGAUUAAUAGUAGGAUCCUUGACAUAAUGCUUAAUUUAAGGAACUCACUGCAACAAAAUGUGGUGGUUGGUUACUGACUUGGCUGCCUUCCAAAUGGGAUUACAUUCUUGGGGUGCCAUUUUGUCUCUGAAGAGCUGCCCAUUACUUCAAUCUAGUGCACCCUGAACAACAACCAGCAAACUGACAUUUCUAAAUCACAGAGAACAGCCUUCUUGCUGCCUGGUGCCCUCCAGAUGGCUAGGGCUGGCGGGGGUUAUAGUACAAAACUUAAGAAGGUAACUAGUUUGGGGGUGUUUUGCAUAGGGCCUGUUGCUUGGCCUAGAAAAUGGUAGCGUGUGGCGAUUUCUUGUUUAGGAAAACCACUUUUGUCUGAGUUACACCUGGGGCACAGACAGGCUGCUCAUCAGGAGCAUUUAAAGGAACCUCGUUCCCAGCCAUGCCAUCUGCCCAUCUAGCUCAGAUACGACUCCUCAGACUGACAGGGACUCUCCAGGGUCCCGUGCAGAGCAAGAGUCUUCCCCGUCACCUGCUGCCGUUAUUUCUCUGAAAGCCAGGAAUUGUCAGGUGCACAGGAGUUCAUCAGCAUACAACAAAAAGGAAGGUAGAAAGGGUCCCUGAGGAACGGAUGGUCUCUUACAUUGAAUGUAGAAUAGCUGCCUUGGAAGCAGAUACACUUAACGAUAAUGCCGUCCUUGACAGAUAACACUGCUUUUGUACAUUUGGAGUGUUAUGGGCUAAAGCUGUCCUUUUUAUCUGACAUCCUUGUAAAGAUCCAGGUUGUGCCACUGUUGAGACAGCUGCCAUUAAGACGCCGUGAGGCUACUGCAAAAUAGGUUCGCAUCACUCCAUUUCUAAUUGUGGCAACAGGAAAUUCAUCCUUCCUCCUGUGAGGAGUUUGGUAUUCUGCAGGUGGCUCUCAAUAAGUACAUUUGUUUUGGAAAUUUCCAUUAUCGGUCCUGUGCGUCUGAAGAACAGCUAUUUUUAGCGUGUGCAGGGGGCUAGAUUUCUGGCUGGAGUGAAAAUUAAAUGUUUGCACCGUGCUUGAAAGUCUGCGGUUGCCUCUUACAUGUUGGGGUCUGCUCUUUGCCACUGUGAUGCGUGUGGAUGUGCUGUUGCUGCCCCCUGUCGAAGUGUUAACUCUUUCACAGAGGAAAAGCUUUGUGCCUUCAAUAUUUUCAGAAGGCAAAUGAGUCCAUAGAAGCUUAUGCCAUAAUAAAUGCCUUAGCUCAGCGGUUCUCAACCUGUGGGUCCCCAGAUGUUGUUGGACUACAACUCCCAUCAUCCCUGAGCUAUGGCCUUUCUAGCUAGGGGUGAUGGGAGUUGUAGUCCAACAACAUCUGGGGACCCACAGGUUGAGAAAGGCUGCCUUAGCUGAAUGCUGUAAGACUCUGGGUUCUGGGGGACUGAGUAGCAAGUGACAGGAUUUGAUUUGAGAAGUCCCACGGGACAUGUUUGAAAUAUCACUCCAUUCUGGAACGGGGAUGCUCACUCAACUUUCCAAGAAUAAGUGUUCCUUUGAAUUAAAGUAUAAUUCUCCGGAAAACGACAAACGUCAUGCGCAAACGGUUUCAUGAUGAAGCAGGUUAGCUCAGAGGGUGGGGAAGGACGUUCAUUUAUAAAGGGCAGGACUCGAAUUGCUGUUUCCCGCUUCUGAGCAAUUAUGGUUUAAGAGGAAUGGGCACGUUUGUUGAUAAAGAAGAGUGACAAAAAUGGUGAGGUCCCUGGAGACUCAAAUCCCUGUAAGGAAAGAAUGGGAAGCCUUUGGUUUGGAGAAGAGACUGCUUCUGUUGGCUAGAGCCUGGUGCUGAUAACGCCAAGGUUGCAGGUUCAGUUGCCAUAUGGGACAGCUGCAUAUUCCUGCAUCGCAGGGGGUCAGACUAGAUGACCCUCAAGAUCCCUGCCAGCUCUGUGAUUCCAUGAUUCUAUGAAAUAAUACAAUGGCUGUCUUCAGGUUUGGAUUUAAAUGAUGGAUCAAUAAUUUGCUCCAAAAGGAAGGUAGGGCCCAGACCAGUGGGUUCAAAUUUCAAGGAAAUCAGUGUAGAUGAAAUUGACGGGAGGGAUCAGGCUGCCUCAGAAAGAGGUCAAGUCACCACCUCUCAAGAAUGCUGUCGGAGAGCCAGUCUUCUUCAUCGCAUAGGUUUGAACUAGAAGACCUUUGAGAACCCUUUUGACACCUUAGCAUGGCUGAUUUCAUGGCUAGUGUACGGUACUGGGAAAGUGUGGUUGAGGGGAUGUUAUACUUUGCAAAGCAGCUGUCUUACAGAGUUCCUGAUUUUAAUGUUUCUUCCUUGCUGUAGCCUUCAUUGUUCACCUUUUGUUUGUUUUCAUAAUGCCAAACUUUACAUUCCAUUUCCCCCCUCCUGUUAAGAGGUUUUACGUGAAGACUCCCAUUCAUAGCUGUCAAACGUUUCCCUUUUUUAAAGGGAAAUUCCCUUAUUCCGAAUAGGAUUCCUCGCAAGAAAAGGGAAAAGUUGACAGCUAUGCUCGCAUUCAUUAAAGGACCUGACUGUUUAAAAAUGUGUGUGUGUGUAUUUUAAUGCAAGCAGAUACUGAUUCUAGGGUGCUGCUGCUCAUACACUGGAAUAGCUGACUCCCAGAUACAGUGGUACCUCGGGUUAAGUACUUAAUUUGUUCCAGAGGUCCGUACUUAACCUGAAACUGUUCUUAACCUGAAGCACCACUUUAGUUAAUGGGGCCGCCUCCUGCUGCCACCCCGCCAGAGCACAAUUUCUGUUUUCAUCCUGAAACAAAGUUCUUAACCCGAGGUACUAUUUCUGGGUUAGUGGAGUCUCUAACCUGAAGCGUAUGUAACUUGAGGUUACAUACUGUACUGUACAUGGACUCUGCUGCAGUUUAGGCACUUGCUGAAAACCUUGUUUGCUUUGUUGUUUGAUGGCUCAUGACUUCAGCUGUUACAAUUUUCAGUUUUUGGGCUGCUGUGUAUGCCGUACUGUGCGCAUUUUGUUUUUGUACAUUACAUUCUUUUUACUGCUGUAAACCACGGAAAUACGUUUCUAAUGACAAGUGGUCUACAAAUAUUUAUAAUAAAUAAUAAAUUCUGAUCUCUUUAUGUGUGUUGAACUUGGUUGAAUAAUUGCUGAAGUAAUCGAAAGGCAAAUGUAGUUUGUGUCAGGGCCCUAAAAACCUUUACUGUGAAUGUUUAGGUUCAUUUAUUCAAAGCCUUGUCACUCCCUAUCUUCAGAGCAGCUCGUUUGAUGCCAGCUUUGAGCUGUUGUUUGAGAACAAAGUGACAAAUAGCUUUAUGUGUGAGGCAGUUUAUCGUCCUCAGGCCUAUUCUAGCUUUAGAAAGAAUUGCCUGGUACAGCUUGCCUUAACCCUGAACCUCCGUUCCCAUCACCUUCUUAUUUACAUUACUAGUCAGAGUUGCCUCUUGCAGGCGGCAGCAGAAUCCAAGCUAUGUUUAGCAGAAGUAAGUGUUGCUUCCUUUCCCUUUGGUUGCAAGACUUUGCUCAGUACUUUGCGGCUGUAAAGGUGUGAUGGAUUGAUAAUAUGGACAGAUUAGCUACAUAUGAACGAAUUGCAUGUCAACGCAAAUUAAGAAUGGAUAAAUAUGAAGAAAUAUGGAAGGAAUAUUUAAGCGACUAGGCGGAUAGUGGUGGGAAGUAGGGGAGAGAGAGAGAGAGGUGGGAAAACAUUGUUUAAAAGGUGUAGUCAUAGGUAUAUCAGUGUAUUCAAAUCUGAAAUGUCAAAUUGUUAUUAGUGUUAUUAUGGUUUUUGUUGUAUGUGUCUUUUGCGGUUGUUGUUUGUAUUGAAAAAAUGAUUAAUUUUUUUUAAAAAGGUGUGGUGCUCUUUACACUUCAGUGAAAUGUAAUUGCUCUCUUUGCUUUUCUCUUUUCUUCCUCCUUCAGGACUCCUGAACAGUGUCCAAGUGUAGUUUCCUUGUUGUCAGAAAGUUACAACCCCCAUGUCCGCUACGGAGCAGCCAUGGCCCUAGGAAUCUGCUGUGCUGGCACCGGGAACAAGGUAAGGACAACAGAGCCCAGGCUUGCUGCCCUUCCUCUUCCAUCGAGGCUGCUACCUAUACCUGAAGAAUUCAUGGUUGGAAGGAACUCCAGAAAGCCCACGCUGCCCAAUAAGUGCACCAUACAGUGUGCUGCAUGUAACUGUGAUUCCUUGUGUUAGGAUUGCAGCAUAAGACUUCAAAAUAGAAAAGUGGAUCUAUCAUCCGAUUUAAAGUCAAUUUAAUGUAUCAUUUUUGAAGAAAAAUACAUCCUAUCUUUGUUUUUAGGUGAUACAGACACCAUCUGACCAGUUUUUCCUUCCUAGGAGAUAAAAGGGAAUGGUUCCUAAAAAGGCGCAUGCUCUCUGCGGUUUUCCUAAGUACCUGUCAGGGGCAUUUCUCAGCCAAAGGAAUGCACACAGCAGAUAGUGAACUCUUUAUUGUCAAAGGUAACACUUACAGUCGCUUCUACAACUCUGGAUCCUGACAGACACCAGUUGAGUGUCUAGGCACCUAUUCCCAGGCCAAUAAUCUCAAAUGGACUUGAACCGAGGGCCUUCAUGGGCCGCGGCUUUUGCCGUUAGGCUUCCUGCAGACCAGCUCUUCAUCUCUCUGUGCCUUUCCACCAUGAUCAAUUACUGGCGUUUCCUGUCUCUGUGUAAGCUACCCCUUCCUAUUUGCAGACUCCCAUAUAACAGAGCAUCUGCUACAUUCAGCUCACGGAUUCUGCUCUGUGCUUUUUGCCCUUUCGUAUUCCUGUUUUACUUCAUCUUCUGAGGAUCUCCUCCGCCUUGCCACACUCUCACAUGCUCUGCAGAAGCCUGAUAUACCCGGAUUAACUUUCUGGAAUUGAUUUACUGUCAACGACUGGCAGCACGCUGACAUGUGUGCACCGGGCGAAGGGGGGCUGGAGUCUUGACUCGGGGGGGGCAGCGGUCUGUGGGGACCUGUACCAGCCAGGAGGCAAGAAUCAGAGGCAGGAGAAGCAUCAGAGCCGGAGGAAGAGGCAGGCCAGGCAAGUGAAGGGCCAGGUGCUUCCUCACCCUCGCUUGCACCACUGUCUCCCAGAACCAGGAGAGAAAUAAAGAGGGAAGAGCAGAGUCACCUUUCACGCAGGCGUAGUCUCAAGCAAUGUGCACGCAGUCCUUUGGGGGAAGGUACAUAAACGGUGAAGAGAGAAUGGAAUGGUCCCCUGUUGCUGAUGGACCUGGGAAUAGCUGCCUCAGUGCUAGAUUGGUGUUUAUAGGUCUCCAGAGCUGCAGGAGCAACUGUAAGUGCUCUUUGACAAUAACAAGUUCACUCUCUUGACUGGGAAGUGCCCCUGGUAUUUCACUUUGAUUCACCAACCCACAAAUCCAUUAUGCCCCCUUCUUCAGACUCCUUGGCCCAUCUCUUGAAGAGGCAUUUCCUUUUAAAGAUCUGGAUCUUCCUCUCCUCCGUGCGUCAGGGCAUGCUCUCUCCUCCAGACAGUGAUGUGGACUAAGCACCUAUGUUGCAGGAAGGGUGGAGUAAGCCCCAGUUUUACCCCCUCUUUGUAGUGCGAGCAUCUGCCUGUAGUGGACAAAAAUGGUCAGCCGUUUGGUAUUCACAGUCGGAGUCUGUUUUAUUUCUCAAUUUGUAUGGGCAGGAUAAUAGAACCUGCUUGGCUGCAGCUCUGUACUUCUUUAUUGUUUAUUUCUAAAAUAAAGGAUCUUGAGCAUCUGUUUAUAUCAGUGUGUCUUCCAGGGCCUACAUCAACCUAUUUUAAAGGCCAAGUUAAUAUUUUAGAACUGGGGAGAUUGGAAACGAAGUUAAGCUUUUAGUUAGGCCAAAGAGGCACUUCCCUCACGCAUCCGCUAUAAAUAGGCAUGAACUCACGCAAUGUCACAGAUUAGGCCUGGGCCAAUAAAUGCACAAAAAUACAACUCGGCCUUGUAAAAGGCCAUAUAAUUAGAGCAAAGGUUUUGGAAAGCUUGUGCUGUGAAAGAAACAAAAAGUUCAGAAUAAUAACCCCUUGUACACUGAACCUGUACUUCAUCAGCCUGUCUUUUAUUUAAGACAUGGCUUCUUCAGGUGAUUUUUAAAUCUGAUUCUGUCAAGGAUGCUAUAGUAGUUGGAUUUCCUGUGUCAGCCUGGCAGGUGGGGGGCACUGGACUGCACGCCCUUUGAGGCCUCUUCCACCUCUCUGAUUCUAAGUGGGUCAUCAGAUCCAUUUUCCAGCUCUAAAGUGGGUUAGUGAGUAAAUUUGGCAUGGAAUGUAUGCGUACUCAGCUGCUCCUGGGAAUCCCCACAAUGCUGAUUCAGGUGUGUAAGAGGCUGAGGUUCCUACAGCCCAUUCUGUGCUAAGAGUAUUGCCCUCUGAUGCACACCACCAUGUCCUGGGUUUUGAUCAUCAGAUGUAGAAAAAUUACUUUCCAGGCCUUCAACUAGGUUUGCACCAAAUUCCAAGUUUCUGUGUGGUGUGAGGUGGGGGUUUUUUUUUGGGAGGGGGAGUGUGCAGAUACCCAGUUUUUCUAACAAUCUGAGUGCGUUUGAAUUACAUAAUACCACAUCAGCUUUUAGUCACAUGGAGGUACACAAUUUUGAUACCCCUAUAAUUGAUGAAGUCAUCCGUGUGUUUUGGACUAUAAAGUGUUGUUUAGUCGUUUAGUCGUGUCCGACUCUUCGUGACCCCAUGGACCAGAGCACGCCAGGCACUCCUGUCUUCCUAUAAAGUAUUUCCAUACAUUUUAGAUGUUCCCUCCUUUUCCUCACAUGCUUCCCCUCAACCCAGGUUCUUAAAUUUUUAGAGGUCCAAUUCAGAGACUGCUCCUUUGAGAGAAGUGAAAGUGUAAUUGGGGAAUAGGAUUUUCUCAGUGUGAGCCCUGAGGCACAUCAAUGAGUCAACUAAAGUGCAUUGAUGUUCAAAGAGCUCAUCAAGCCUGGUAGUGGCGAGACAAAACAAAACUCCCCGUUGCCUAAAAUAGGCAUCAUUUAUAGCAUCAGAUAAAUUGCUUACCUGUUACACCUAAGCUUGUAACAGAUUUCAUUCAGGAAAGUGUUAAAUCUUCCUUCUGUUUUUGAGCUUAAAUUGAGGAAAUGCUUUUUAGAAAACAGUAAUCACUGUUUUCACACCCUUUGCCCUGUUAUCCGUGUGGUGGGCAAAUAUAUCAAUCUCAAUAAAAAUAAGCAAAGCUCUAUUCCAUGGCCUUCUUGAAGAUCCUAAUCUGAUAAUCCUGAUGAAAGCCUGGUGUUUAAAAAGUAAUACAGUUAAUAUUAUGUGUGCUCUUCUUUUCUUCUCCGAAUAGGAAGCAAUUAAUUUGCUCGAGCCAAUGACAAAUGAUCCUGUGAACUAUGUGCGUCAAGGCGCUUUGAUUGCGUCUGCCCUUAUCAUGAUCCAGCAGACAGAGAUCCUCUGCCCAAAGGUGAGUAAUGGAUCUUCAGCCAGGGAGGUAUGCAAGAGAGAAAAGCCCUUGGCUGAAGGAGACAGAAGCUUCUGCAGCCCUGCAAUAGCAGUUGCUUUAGCGAGUGGCAUUCUUCAAGGAACAAAACUUCAUUUUUGUAACGAUAUUUGAGUCCAGUAAAUUGCAAGAGAUGCGUGGGCGUGACUAUCAUUAUAUCAAAGUGUGCCAUCUCCAAGGAGCUACCUUUGUCGCUGUCCAGGGGACAGAAACCUCACAGAAACGCUCCUCUUUCCCCAGGUGAGGUCGCUGUUUUAAACUUGGAGCAGUUUUCAUUUUACCGCCUGUUUGAGUGGACUAUUGGUCUUUCAGUUUGCGUUCAGUAGCAUGUUUGAUUUUACACCUUUCCCUGGUUUAUGACUUGGCCUUCAGUGCAAGGAAAAGCUAAACAGGAGAGUAAAAACUCUUCAGAGACCAAAGCCACAGGCCCAGCACAGGUAGAUGACCAACUGGGUUGAUCCAUUGCACAGUUACGAAAACAGCAGAGCUCUGGAGGCCUUGGGUGCAAAUGUGUUGAUUUGAUGGGGACAAUCAGCAUAUCCAAGAAAUGUUUAGUUCUUAAUGGGUCGUCCAUGCAGAGGAAUGUGCCGAAGUUCAUUUCUAGUCUCCAGUGGCAAACAGGCAGCCUCUUGGGCCUCUGAUUUUGGCUCAGGAGCACAUUUCUCUCCCAGUCUCGAUCGUGGGAUGGCCGCCCACAGUCCUUCCCAGGCUAAAUGAAGCUUUGGUUCAUACCACGCAGCCUGAGAAGGCCGUGACGGAGCCUUGUGUUGGUGACUCAUUUUUCAGGACGUCGCUUUCUCAAACUUCCUUGGAAGCGCUGCUCUCUGGGAUAUUGCCCUGCAUUUUUUUACUGAAUUUGGAGGUUUCUUUCACUUCUGUAUAGCAGGGCUGUACGUGGGCCCAUGGUCCAUACUAAUAAAUAGCAUGUGUGAGCAUAUCUUGUGUCUGGUACAAAGGUUUUGUAACCUAGCCAUACUGGAUUUCCUGGAACAGGCCACCAUUCUAAAUUGUUGUUCAAAUUUUUGAAGUGUAACUCUCUUCUUUAAAAAUAGCACCUUGUCCUGGGAAACUACAUGUUUGGCUUUCUGGGAAAGGCGUCCUGGAUUUAAGUUGUUGCAGCAAUGUAAAAAAGUAAAAUGCCUUCUCGAAACGGCAGUUUAAAAAGUAAUAUUCUUUCUCAGUGUAGGUUGGGGUAGAUUCAGUUUAAACAACCCACCUGUAGCAUAAGACAUCUGAGAACAUCCACAUGUAAAAGCCUCCCUGUUUGUACAAAAGUGCUAAGCAAGAGGCCUUGGCAAGCAUCCUACUAGGUUGUUCCAACUCUCUGAUGCAUGUAAUGUCAUUAGUUAAUAGAUCCAAUGUAAAAGCCUCAUCCUGUUCCUUUGCAUGUUAGACUUGGGAAAUUGGGAGGCAUCUACUGAACGUGAGCACAGCUCUCUCCCUUUCCUGCUGCUACUGCUCUCCCCGCAUAUUGUGCCAGUGGUGCGCUAUGUGAUAUGCAAGACGCAGAAGGGAGAAGCUGCCUGUCUAGAGUUCCUGCAGUCUACAGAAGAUGGGCAAGAAAGGUGCUGGGCAUUGGAGAUCUGUACUUUGUAAUCAUUACUGGGGCUAAGAUAUGGGAGAAUAGCGGAAGAGCUUCUGUGGUUCAGGAAAGGCUGAUGAAGAAGGCUACCUUCAUCAUUGGGGUAGUGCGUCUGGCUGUUAACCAGAAGGUUGGUGGUUUGAGUCCAGCCAGGGGCAGCUGUGGGCAGGAUUCCUGCAUUGCAGGGGGUUGGACCAGAUGAUCCAUCGGGUCCCUUUCAAUUUUAUGAUUCUAGGGCUGUCUGUAGUCCAGACUUUUUAAAAAUAAAUGUGUAAACUGUAUAAAUUAUUUAAAUCAAGACGAGUUACAUGAUUUUGCCUAUUUUACAUUAUUCUGACCCACCACAGAGUUUUUCCAGGCAGGGGGAGUGGCAAGGAGCUGAAGCUCUGCACUCUGAACAUGGGCAGUUUUAUCCUGCAUCUUUUCUGGCACCUGGGACAUUGCCCACACUGUGUCAAGCCUGCCACAAAAACCCUUAAGGACUAAAAACUUGAUUUUUUAAAAGAGGGGAGCAAGAGUUUCUCAGAAAGCUGAACCAGGUAUAACAUUUUAAUGCUUCAGCUUUCCUUGGUUCCUGUGAAGUUGGAGCAACAUAUGUUCUCGAUUAAGUAAAAUGCUGCGUUUUGAAAUCCUAGGCAGAGAUAGAAAGCAUCUUCAGAUUUCAUUGACCAAUAAAACACUGAACAAGUGUGGUCAAGAUUGAAAGCAAGGCAGUUGUAAGUGCAGUGUAGUCUCUAAACCAGUAUGCAAUAUUUUAAAGUGCACAUGUCAUACAGACAAUAUUGGUGUUUGUUCCUUAAACUUACCCGCAGGAUUGGCCCUGCCACUUGUUUUACUGGAUGCAACAGGGGUGAAGCCUCAUUGAAAAUAUGUCUGAAUUUUUAAGCCAACCUGUACAAAGAACCAGGCAAGAUUAUUCUCCUUGGUCCACCAUACCAACAGGCACCACAGCCAAACACAAUGUGCAUCAUUCCUAUCUAUUUCUGAACAAAAGGAGGGCUCAUGAGGCGCUAUCUCUUUCUGGCACGUGGUUUGUAAAGCAAUGCAGAGUUCUUAUCAGGUGAAGAAAGCUCACUGAAUAUGAUCAGCUCGGAAGAGCAAGGCCUGUCUUGUUUGCUAAUGGUUUUAUGCAAGCCGCUUUGGGAUCCUUUUCAGCAGUGGAGUAGGGUGUAAAUGCUUUACCUAAUAAUCUGUGAAUACAGCUGAGGAUGGGGAAAGUGGAACUUGAUCUGGAUGAGCUCAUGGAUUACUCUAGAGAGUAAGUAGAGUCAACUGCAGGAUAAUAAGCCCUCCUGCUAGAUGCUAUUGUCUUACCGGCUUGCUGCAGAAGAAGGAAAGAGGGUGGCUAUUGGUUGAUCCAAAGCAGAUAUCUGUACAGCUCGGAAGACAUGGGAGCAAUUAGCAUCUUUGAUUUUCAAAAGAUGAACUAGAUCGAGUGGAGAGUUAGUCUUAGUGCAGUGGAGCAUAAUGUUGGACUUGGACAUGGAAGACCUGUGAAGCUGGACUCACUUCAAGGCCCUGGCAGAUCCAGACAUUCUUGGCACCAGUACCCCAUUCAUAAAAUAGGAAUGAUGAAUUUUCCCUUGGGGUGGUGGAAAAACAGAAUUAAAUGCAGGGCCAGCCCAAGACAUUUCAGCACUUGAGGUGGACCCAAAAUGGCUCCCCCCUGCCCGCCAGGGAAGAAAGGGUAAGAGAGGAUCUACAUCUAUGAUUGGGAACAAGGGAGGAAGCAAAUCAACAUCAAGAUCUGCUGGUCCAGUGGAUUCUGCCGCCUGAGGCAGUUGCCACGCUGUACCUCAUGGGUGGGCCGGCCCCGAUUAAAUGUUGUGCGGGUAGGGUUGUGGCACUGCAGUAAAUGCAGCCUGCCGUGGGGGGUUCAAACCCAAGCUGCUUUCGCUCUGCAUAGCAUUACUAAAACACCUGCAUCUAGCCGCACAAGUCACAUUAUUUUGCAACUGGCUGUGUAAAUUGAGAAGUUGGAUUGGGUGUUGGAUCUGAAUCGGGGAGACCUGGCUCCGGCUCCCUGCACAUGCAUGAAGCUCACUGUGAAUGGACCUGGGCAAACCUACCUAGACCCCAAGAUGUAAGAGAUAACACAAAGCUUUUAUAGUACGCUGAGCUCAAGCACACACUCUCUGCCUGUGGCUUCCCACAACUGCUAUUCCUUUGGCUUCUUUUUUGCUUUGGAUCCCCUUUCAUGGUGCUGGUUCUAGCCUUCAGAGGACCAGUUACCUGCUCCCAUGUAGGGCUGCCUGGGAAUUGAGAUCAGUGUCCCUUGCUCUCAGCGCCAUCUCAGGAGACUCAGCAAGUGAACAUGACCCUGCAUUGCCCUCCCAGUUGGACUUGACCCAGCUCCCUCUUCAUGUGGCAUCUACCAGAAACAGAACACACCUUUACUUCAAUGGGGGGUUUCUUUGUGAGUGAAAGUAGCCAAGUCAUAUUCUUGCUAAUUUUAAUGUAUAACAUAACCGACUCUUGCAGCUGCCAGGCUUGUGUUUUUGUUUUGUUUUUCAGUUUUUGGUUGCAUUUCUUUGCAUUUUACUGAUCAUAUUAUAUCAGUAAUAUAUCCAAUAUUCUGUGGUAUCCAACGAGUGUGUCCUGUCAGCAUAAGGAUCAACGCUUGCUCAAUUAAACUUUCCUCUCCUGGCCCCCACACCCUGCACCCUUCCCCAAAUCUGCUUCAGGGGCUUGGGGGAACCCCAAAAACAGAUUUAAGGGGCGUCCAGGGAUUGGGGGGCACUUCCAUUGUGCAAGCAGAAAUCCUUACACUGAUCGGACAUGUUAGUUGAAAUACCAUCCUGUGCUUUCUUGGUUUUGUUGUGUGCCACUUUGAUUACUUUUAAUAAAGGGGCAGGCUAUAAGUUUAGUAUUAACCUUCCCUGCAGUGAGUGGCCACAGUGUUGGUGGUUGCUGUUGUGGUGGCUGGUGUUGUGGGGCUUGCCCUCGGUUCACUCAGGGCAGUGAGGAGGGCAAGCAAGUCUGGCUGAUGCGCCCUCAGACAUUCCCUGGAAUCCCUGCGCUCCUGUGGCAGGUAGCACAGCGUUCCUCGCCAAAAGGAUUGACGCGGACGUCGGCAGCCGGAAUGCAGAAAAUGCAGGAGCUGGUGCUUCUGAGCAACAUCACAUAGUCCGUAAAGCCUGUCAGUUGCACAAUGGAAUGGCAAAAGUGCUUCAUUUCCAGGAGCCGCUAUGAGCCGUCCUGACAGUUGGAGCUAUAAACUGAGCUGCCGUGUUUGGGGAGCAGCCUUCUGGGGCUGUAUUUCAUCGCUGGCUCCACUGCAAGUUAGCUGAGUAUAACCUGAGUGGCAGAUUCAGUGGGCAGCUUUUGAUCACAUCCUCUGGCUUCCUCUUAUGAGCUUCGUUUUGAAAAGUGGCGCUGAUGGACGCUCCACCAUGUGUCAGUCCAGCAAGAGCAGGGGCUUUUAAAGACAUUUUCAGGCAGCAGUUGGGAAGACCUCCUUUGACCUGCAGUGCAUCUCAACCGGGCCUGGAGCCAAUCCCCAUGAUGGCUGAUGGUGUUGGGGAAAAUAGUGCCCUGGUUUCUCCCUUGCAGCUGCUUAUUGUGGUAGCUUAAAGCAGUAGUGGGGGACACGGGUGGCGCUGUGGUGCAAACCACUGAGCCUUGGGCUUGGCGAUCGGAAGGUUGGCGGUUCAAGGCUCCAUGACAGGGUGAGCUCCCGUUGUUCGGUCCCAGUUCCUGCCAACCUAGCAGUUCAAAAGCAUGCAGUGCAAGUAGAUAAAUAGGUACCGCUCCGGCGGAAAGGUAAAUGGCAUUUCCAUGCUCUGCUCUGGCUUCGCCAGAAGCGGCUGAGUCAUGCUGGCCACAUGACCCGGAAAAACUAUCUGCGGAAGCGUACAAAUGCCGGCUCCCUUGGCCUGUAGAGUGAGAUGAGCGCUGCAACCCCAGAGUCAUUCGCAACUGGACUUAACUGUCAGGGAUACCUUUACCUUUACCUAAAGCAGCAGUGGUUAACCAGGUGCUUAGAGGGUAUUUAUUUUCUGCAUUUAUAUCUCACCUUCCUUACAUCCCAGAAGCCAAGGAUUCCCAGGCCGUCCACACAUCUAGGCACUGACCAGAACUAGACCUGCGUAGCUUCAACAAGCUUGCGGCCUCCUGUGCUUUCAGAACAUAUCCUCAGACAUGAGGGCUCCCGGAGUUUGUACCACAAAGCCAGCUCAGAACUUCACCAGCAGUUGGGAGGAGAUAGGACAACACUGGGCUUCAGGUGUUCGCUGGGCCCUCUCUCCCGAGUAUGUCUGUGUUGCGGAGGCAUAAAACCAGGGUUUGCGUCACAAAACUGGCUUGGAAUUUUGACAUAAGCAACGCUGGUUUAUGUGUGUUCAGUAGGAUCCUGCUUUUAAUAUGUCAGUGCGUACUUAUAGGUAGUGCCACAGAACAGAACACAAUUUUGAUUUUUGAAGGGUUUUCUGGGAUUGGACAGUUUGCAAUUAGCUUGGUUACUUUCUCUAAGGCAUUGAGUGGGCUGCUGUUCAGGUCUCAACCAGCCUGUUUAAUUUUGACCCCUCAGCAGUAAAGCCUGGCUAGUGGAAUUCCUUUUGACUUGAAGGCUUGCUGUAGACGAUCCUUGCGCCCAGUGGACUCUAGAGGAAGAGAUUGUGGCAUUUGCUCUGCAGUGCCGUGAACAAGAUAGCCCUGGCGGUUUGCUUUAACACCACAGUUGGUAGCCGUUUUUAAACGCAGGAGCUGAGCUGUUCUGGCUUUCGUCAGCCAUUUGAGAUGGUGAAUGGCCUGCCGCAAAUGAAGUGGAGUGAAUUGCUGCCUGUGUUCCAACGUUGCCCUGGACGCCACCCAAAUGUACCCCAGCGGGCCUUUUUCUAAGGCCGUAAAACUUCAAAGAGCCAUGGAGUUCUGUCGAGAGGGUGGAGGGCACGCAACCCACAGACAGGUUUCAUACCUUGCUCUAAAAAUAUCGCCAUGUGGCACAUCCUUCCCAGUUCUGGUCUUCUGGCCUGGCAGACCUAAAGAGCUGACAGUUAACCACAAUGGUAGGGUGUCUAGAAUAGAUGUGGAUGGAAGGAGGGAUUUGGAGGUAGUCUUGCUGUGAAGGGAAGUGCUCUUGUGCACCCCCCAUUCAUUUCAGGGGGGCUGAGAACUUCAGUCCGCAAGCCACCAUCCCGGUGGGCUGCAAUCCCUGCUGUUAAUUAGAGGAAGAGGGGAUACUAAAUCAUUUAGAUUUUUCUCUUUGGGCACCCCAACCAGGGUUAUACUGUAGGAUUCACAAGCUAGCAAAUGUAGGCUUUAUGAACAUGGCUGUGUGCAUUAUGCCCUUGGUGUGGCAGGGAGUUGAAAUUCUGCACUUGAAAUUCUGCACCAGGAAACACUGGGUUCUGCAAUAGAUAUAAAUUAUUUCACUUGGCAGAAUUUAUUCUCCAGUUUUUACUAUUUUGCAUAUGUCUUGCUUUGUUAGUCAAAGGGGAAGGGGGAGGAGUUUUGCCCAAGCCACCUCUGGUUUCUGCGGAGUCUUAGCAGACAUUGCCCCAUACGUUUCCCAGCACAUCUUUGCUGUCCCAUGAGGACUUGAAACAUGCUGAUGGGGGGGCGGGGUGUUAAAUGCGAAGCUUGGAGUUUUUUGGGAAGGUACAUUCUGCAUCCAGUAUUCUGUGGGCUUUCUGUGCUCCCCUGGAAUUUGUGGGUUUAACAUGGAGUUUCCUUCAGGUGCUGCGCGACUGUUUGCUGGAGAAAUUGUAUCAAUAGCCCGGGUCUGAAAUAUGCCAAAGAAUGCAGAGACAACAGCAAAGCUUCUUUUGCAGUCUCUGGCUGCUUUACAUGUCAACAGGCCACCAAAGUACCAUCUUUGAGACACAGUUUCCGCCACACACCUUUCUGGCUUUUGUUCUUUGUAGAACUUGCAACAUGUAUAGCAGCCGAAGGUAGUUUGCAAAAAUUCCCCUCUCUCCCUCUUUUUUGGUUUGAUUUCCAGGCCAAAAGCAGGCAGGCCAUUUUUAAUGUAGGAAAAGCCUCUUUCUGUGGAAAGGGUUAGGAUAGUGGUGGGGAACCUGGGGGCCUCAGGAUAAUGGUUAGACUCCACUUCCCAUCAGGCCCAGCCAGUGUGGCCAUUGGUCAGGGAUGAUGGAAGUUGUAGUCCAGGGACAUCUAGACAGUAUCAGGCACACAUCAUACUCUAAGACUUUCUCACUUAAAAUGCACAUACACCCAGAAAUGCAAAAGCACGAAUCAAUGUAGUCCUGUGGAACAUUUAGUAGGGCCCUCAUUGUUAAAAAUGAGUCGUGCCUCUAGUUUACUCAGGUCAGUAAUUCCCCAACUGCGUGCCAUGGUGAUGUUUGCAUGCAGCAAGAAAUUGAAUAAACGCUGCGAUGAUGAAUCCCAAGGCCUCCGAAAAGGCUGCUUGCUGGGUAUGUGUACGAUUCAUCACAGCUCUAGCCGUUCCCCUUUUCAGUCAGUCUCCCCUUGCAGGUACAGAGGUAGAGAUCUGACAGACGUGCGCAGUGAAUGUGAUUGGGUGCAGGAAAGCAAGCAGAAUUGCCCAAUACCUGAGAGGGGGUUGCCUGCUGCAUCUCUGUCUGAGUGGCUGUUCUGGAAGGCCCUUUAGAUCAGGGACUUGGGCAACAAAAAGGGGGUGGGAGAUAUGGGUUCCUCUAUGGUGUGUGAUUCUUCUGUGUUCAGAUGACAGGCAUGCUUAAGCUCUCAGAACCGACUCUGGCAUUGCCAUCAAUCUCCCCCCUGUCGGAUGUGGCUUGCCGGUCCCUGGACUGCAUCCUAGAGCAUCGCUGGUGGCGCUGAAUAGCUUCCAUACCCAAGUGCCGUGUCGCAGGGGUCCAGCCAGCCCUCCCGUCGCAUGCAGAGCCCUUUGCUGUCAGACUACAGACGCCAGUGUGAACAUUAGCAGAUCUGCGGAAUGUCUCCCAGCUCCGGCCGUGAUCUGUUUCUCUGAAGAUUUGAUUACGGUGUGGAUUCUAGAUCAUGGCCCGUAUGGCUAGCAACUUUUUUCUUGAUCUUUUUUCAUUUUCAGAGUUUAUAGUAACUGUCAAGGUCUUAUAAACAACAUGAGUCCACAUGUUCUGGAAGCCACAGGAAUGAAGAGGCAGCACCCUGGGCAAAAAGCAACCUGGUUUUAAUCUGUCUUCCACGUGCUGCAAUGCCUUUUGGUUUCUGUCUCUCCCCGCUGACAACCCCCCCCCCCCAAGCACAAAGUGUUGAAAGAAGCUCAAGCACAACAUCCCCUGCUCUGCUGGAAUAUUUUAGGCUUUUAUGUGUUCCCUCCCUCAUAAGCAGAAUCUCGUACCAGGGGAAGAAUUUGGCACCCUGAGAACAUCAGUUGUUGGGAAGAGCUGUAAAACUUUCCCUUGUUGGGCUGGCAUUCAACAUCUGGAUUAAGCUGACAUGUGUGCAGGAGGGUAACUUUAACUUCACUGGUGUGGUGGUCUUUUAAAAAAUGAAUCGUUUGCCCAUUGUGAGCCGCCAGGAAGAAAUGGAAGAGAGAACCAUAGAGUUGGAAGGGACCACACCGGUCAUCUAGUCCAACCCCCUGCAGUGCAGGAAUCUUUUGCCCAAUAUGGAGCUCGAACCCACAACUUUUGAGAUCAAGAGUUUUGUGCUCUGCUGACUGAGCUAUCCCAGGAGGAAUUGAACUGUGUAAAUUUUAAACCACAAAAAAGUUGUCAUGCAUGUGUGUGGUAUAUGGUGGGAGAAACAUGGUAGAAACGUGCUAAGAGGAAGGCACACUUGGCAAAUCCACACCGUGAUCAACUCUCACCCAGAAACCAAUGUCCCCACUGUGGAAGGACGUGUGGAUCCAGAAUUGGCGUCCAUGGUCACUUACGGACUCAUUGUUAAAACCGUGUUUAUGGAAGACAAUCUUACUCGGCUACGAGUGAUCGAAGAAGAAGAAGAUAUGGUGGGGGGGGAGAGAUGUUGUUGUUGUUGUUUAGUGGUGUCCACCUCUUUGUGACCCGCUGGACCAGAGCACGCCAGGCACUUCUGUCUUCCACUGCCUCCCGCAGUUUGGUCAAACUCAUGCUGGUAGCUUCGAGAACACUGUCCCACCAUCUUGUCCUCUGUCGUCCCCUUCUCCUUGUGCCCUCCAUCUUUCCCAACAUCAGGGUCUUUUCCAGGGAGUCUUCUCUUCUCAUGAGGUGGCCAAAGUCUUGGAGCCUCAGCUUCAGAAUCUGUCCUUCCAGUGAGCACUUAGGGCUGAUUUCCUUCAGAAUGGGGAGAGAUAACUUUAGAUAAAUUUACUUGUGAUUCAUAGAGACAUCACCUUGCCAACAAAGGUCCGUAUAGUUAAAGCCAUGGUUUUCCCAGUAGUGAUGUAUGGAAGUGAGAGCUGGACCAUCAAGAAGGCUGAUCGCCAAAGAAUUGAUGCUUUUGAAUUAUGGUGCUGGAGGAGACUCUUGAGAGUCCCAUGGACUGCAAGAAGAUCAAAUGUAUCCAUUCUUCAGGAAAUCAGCCCUGAGUGCUCACUGGAAGGACAGAUCCUGGAAGCUGAGACUCCAAUACUUUGGCCACCUCAUGAGAAGAGAAGACUCCCUGGAAAAGGCCCUGAUGUUGGGAAAGAUGGAGGGCACAAGGAGAAGGGGACGACAGAGGACGAGAUGGUUGGACGGUGUUCUCGAAGCUACAAACAUGAGUCUGACCAAACUGCGGGAGGCAGUGGAAGACAGGAGUGCCUGGCGUGCUCUGGUCCAUGGGGUCACGAAGAGUCGGACACGACUAAACGAAUAAACAACAACUUGUGAUUCAUAUAGAAUCAUAGAACUGUACAGUUGGAAAGGGACCCCCUGGGUCAUCUAGUCCAACCCCCUGCAAUGCAGGAAUCUCAACACGCCAUCCCCCAUCCAAUUUGAAACCAUACUGGACCCUUCUUAGCUUAGCAAAUGUGCUAUCAGUUUUAUUGCUGCACCACUGCUGUUACCAGUAACAGUCAGUGUUGCAGAUGCCUUCUUAAAAUGGCGUUGGCAUGUGUGCUAGGCUUCUCCAAGGGUGGGACCCUCAGGCCUAUAGUUGUUAAAUAUCUGCCUAUCAGACACCAAUGUUUGUCAUGGGACCUUGAUGGGCAAUUUAUAUAGGCAAAGUUACAGUGGGAGGGAGCAGUUGAGCCCCAGAGAAGUGCCAGGAGUGCAGAUGGCUAGCCUGCGCUUCUGCGUCAAGCCACUCCACCUCCCUGCCUCCGGGACAUGAUACAGGUGCCCUGUUUCUUUUGUACUUGAUUUAUUUCAGACUGCAUCCGACUCCUUCCUAAAGGAAAUCUGGAAAGCACUAUAAAGUAACAGAAAACAAUAGAAAACAGGGACACUCUCAGCAGCUCAGAAUAACUAAGAGGGCACAAAAGCCUGAUUAAUCAGAGUGACACAGGCCAGAAGGGUAUCCUCUUUGCAGAAAACUCGGGGGUGAAUUCCUUCUUGUCCCUGUCCUUGUUCUCUGAGACAGAGAAGCUUGUGGAGCUAAGCCUUGUGUAAAUGUCCAUGGGGGGGGAGCACUUAAAGUCCUCAUUAGUCUUUUAGUCACUUCGUCCCCCCCACCAACCCGAAUUGGUUCAGAGACUUCAAACCCAUCCAGUGAAAUAAAUGCCGAAUGCACGUAAAGCAGUUUCCUUGUUUUCUUUCGUCGUGGGCUUUUACGGAAACGCCGCUCCAUUCAUUACUCUAAAGCAAUUCUAAGCAUGCGGAGGAAUUGGCAUAGGAAGGAAUCAUAUUAGCGGCUUCCAUAAUUUGGUUUGAUUUAUUAGAGAAAAUUGAGUAACGGGGAGGAAUUGCAUCCUGCCUUUGGAACAUUCUUUCUGCCCUUGUCCAGAAAUGUACAGGCUGGCUUUGUUGACUCCAGCGCUAGGAUUUUCCUUCUUAUGGAAGGCAAGAGAGGAAUGGCAGCCCCUGCUGCCUAGGAAGAUAUUACGCCGUUAUUAUUAUUGUUGUUGUUGUUGUUGCUACUGAUUCAUGCCAUCCAGUUCAGAUUAGCACUUGGUCAGAUGAUUAAACCCAGGAUUCAGUUUGCUACUAAAGGGCAAGGAGAAUGGCAGGUGUGUUUUGAACAUAGUCUUCCUAGAUAAGUGUGAUCUAGUGCUUGGAGUCUCGGACCUAGACGAGGACCUGCGAAACCAGGGUUCAGAUCCCCACUCAGCCAAGAAAGCCCACUGGGUUACCUUGGGUGCCAGUCACUGCCUCUCUGAGCCUCACCUACCUCACAGGCUUGUUGUGAGGAUGAAAUGAAGUGAGGGGAAAGUAUGCAUGCCACUUUGAGCUCAUUGGAGGAAAGGUGGGAUAUAAACGGAACGGUGAAUGAAUAAACCAAUUUGUUUAAAGGAUCACAGAAUUGUGUUUGGAAUCCCCUGCACCUUGAUGGGUUUCCCUUCUGCAGUUUUGUUUUGUUUUAUACUUGUGUUUUAAACCUUGCCCCUUCUCUCUUGCAGGUCAGCCAGUUCAGGCAGCUGUAUUCCAAAGUCAUCAACGAUAAACACGACGAUGUGAUGGCCAAGUUUGGAGCAAUCCUGGCUCAGGGCAUAUUGGACGCAGGUGAUUUCUGCUGCUGCAAGGAGGUGUUGGGUUCAGUCAAUUCCUUUUCAUUUUAUUGUUCAGUUCGCUGAACAAAUCGGUUGGAACAUGCAGACUUGCACGAAGCCCAGUGUAAGGUUUUUCCUAGCCACGCUGAUCUCUCCACUUCCCCCACAGAAUGUGUACCUUGCCGCCGUCCUUGUUUUCCUUUAAGUACUUUGAGUGAUUAUGAAAUUAUGGUAAUGGGUUUAUUUGUAUAGUCCUAUCAGUAUGCACAGGGCUUUACAGAUUGCCCAUCUUGUCUGCUGUAGCAAAGCAAAGCGAGGCAUUGUGUCCUUGGAUAGUCAAGACUCUGCCUUGAAGCAUCUGCAGUCAUUACGUAUGUGUGUCAUUUCCAGGUUUCACGGGACAGCUUUUAUUUUUUUUUAAAGGAUCCUGGCCUUUGAUGCGCAUAGGGAUGCUCCUGGCGUGGAGACUAAAAGCUGGCAGAUUUGUUAAUACCUAAUAUUUAGAAUUUGCGAAUAACGUCCACAGUGCUUCAUGUGCAUUGUCUCAGUAAUUGUUACAGCAGCCCUGCAAGUUAGAGGCUGAGCCCUGUAGCUGGAUCAGACCCAAAGGGGGACUCUGCUGAAAAGCAGGAUAAUAUCCCUCUGGAUCACACCAAAGGAGCCUCUAUUGCAGCUUCCUGUUCUCACAGUGACCAACUAGAUCCCUCUGGGAAGCCCAUAGGCAGGACCUGAGUGCAACAGCGCACUCUCCAGCAAGUGGUGCUCAGAGGCAUGCUGCUUCCGACUGGGGGACCAGGGCAUAGUCAUUGUGGCUGGUAGCUAUGGAUGGCCUUACCUUGCAUGGAUUGGUCCAAGCUCCUUUUAAAGCUGCCCUGGUUGGUGGCCACCCAGGAUGAUGUUCACCCUCAUUUUGCAGAAGCUGAGAGAUACUGGCUUGCCUGAGGCCGCCUCACAGAAUUCAUGGGAGCUUUGAGCGGUCAAAUGCAUCUGCAAGGGGCAGCAGCAGUCCUGAAGGCUCCUCGGUUUCUAUCUAGCGUUAAGCUCCUGCACCCAAUCUGCAGUCGCUGUCCAACCUGCUUUGGAUGUCUUCAUCGCAUUCGUAAACAACUCACUAGUUCCCCCGAGUUGUUAAAGCACCAAUAGCACAUCAGCAACACGAAGAGCCAAAUGAGAUUCUGUCUUUUGGAUUUUAUUGCUUGCGUGAAUCACUUGGCUGACACGUCCUGAAAUUGGACCUGCCUCGGGUUGUUGGUUGUCUGCACAAACAGGGCUGACCUUUCUUCUCAGGGAUGCAUAUCUCAGGUUGUCCCUACAUUGUCACAGAAGAUUUACAGCUGCUUGCUGAUGCGAAGACGUGGUUCUCUGUUUGAGGGAUGGAGUGAUAACAUCUCGGGGCUUGGGGACCUUAUUUCUCAGCUCCCAUAGAGAAUUUCCAGGCCACAGAGUCCCAUGUGACUUGAUCUCCAGAACUCCAGAUCUUUCUGGGAGAAAGGCAUCUAUAAAUCUCUCUGGCUGUAACUCAGCCUUUUCCAAGCUUCUGCCCUCCAGAUGUUUUGAACUGCAAUUCCCAUCAGUCCCAGCCAGCACGAUUUUGGCAGCUAAGCCUUGGUUAAAGGUGAGAAAGGUGGGCAAGCCAGAAAGGAUAAGUUGGGAUGCUACCAGUGCAUGAACCAGUCAUGGGGAGGAAAAUGCAAGGUGGCAGUUUUGUUUCAUUUUCAAAAUUGCCCAGAGUUGAAAAUGAAUGUGCAGAGCAAAAGAAAGACAGCAAAUAAACCAGUUUCCUGCUUCUGAGCAGAGUGCUGUAUGAGUUAUGUGAAUAAGUAGUUCAACCCCACAUUCUUCACGAGUUUAAUAAAAUGCCGAAAAAUUGGCUUUGAAAGUGGCAGAAUGUGGCUACAGAAAAAUCACUCCUUACCAGCUCGGCACAAAUUGAUCUUGAGUUGGAAGAAUUCCUAGCAAUCCUGUUUUCUGAAUUGCUUCUAAGCCCUGUUUCAAGGGCUUGUCCCUUCAACCCCUGGUGAUGCUUCUGAGAUGAGCAGCAGAGCAAGAUCCCAUAACUUUCCUGCUCUCAGACAGGCCCUGAGGACAGGGAGCCAAGAGAAAGUUUGGGUGUCAUGCAAAGAGAACAGAAACCGUGAGAGUGUGAAUGCAAUGCUUGAGGGCUGAGGUCACCUUCUCCAGAAAUGACAAGAUUUUAGGCAGGCGAAGUCAAGAGGCUAAAUGUUGAAAAAUAAAAUUCCAAAGUUGUUUAAACCGAAGUCAUGAUGGGUUUCAGCAGGGUGUGCUUGGCAAGUGAACACAGCCUGAAGCAACUGUGUGUGUGUGUGUGUGUGUGUGUGUGUGUGUGUGUAAGAGAGAGAGAGAUCUCACUACUCAUUAGCAGGGAGCCCCUUCCCAACUUAAGCAAUCCAGAGUGAUCCUGUAGAACUCAACUAUACUGCACCCUUUUCAGAAUACACCUUACAAAUUCAGAACUUUCUGGUUGCUCUGGUCGUGGUGUUUACUUUCUGGCCAAAUCUGGACCAUUGUCAGCCUAAGAACUGCACUCCCAGGCAGGUCUGCUACAGGUCUGAUGGCUGAGGAGGUCCUCCAUAGUCUCUCUCUCCCCCGCCCCCCCAUGUAAAAGGGCUUGAAGUUUGAUUGCAUCUUAAAUAGAUUAGGCCCACUGCCCUCUGCCUUAUCAGCAGCAAUGAAUAUGCCGGUGGCCUUCUUCAGCUCCCAUCUGCCUAACUGGUUGGAAGCCCUGAAAAUCCGAUUAACACCUUCCCACUCCCUCUGUGGGCCUAACCUUUCUGUUUGGCUUUGGCUGGGAGCUUCUGCGUUGCGUCAACCUGAUGAGCUCUCUGAUCUCUGCUUUGCAAGGAUGAAAUUAAGGGGUUUGGUUAUCUGGCAGGAUUAAUUCUGCUGCUGAGAUUUAUAACCCGUAGGAAGAAGGAAGUAGAAUCUGAAGCUGCUUCUGGUCGAGAGGGGGAAUGUAAUCUCUUGCAGACUUUCCCCUUCUUCCUAGUUUAGUUAUUAGGCACAGGAAGAUCGGAGGUUUCUGGAUGGGGGGAAAGGAUGGAGAAGUAAUUUUGCUUCCAGGCAAGUGGAAAUAAGGGAGAAGGAGAGAGAAUGGAGCAGAGAGAUACUAAUUUAUUUGUAUUUAUUAUUUUCAUUUAGGAAAAAAAUAUAAACCUCUUAGAAAAAAUCUCUUAAGUGGUGUACAGUAUAUAAAAUAAUUAGCAACAAUACAAAGAUGAAAUCAGCAAAGCCUACAUAGGUGGAUUAUACCUCUGACUAUUAUAUCAGACAUUCUGCCACAUACCUUCAUGACAGCUGAGUCAAAGCUCUGUAUUCCGAGCAUGUUACCUCAGAAUUCCUGGUGUUGGAGGGGAAAUAAUAAAAGAGACAUGUUAUUCUUAAGUUCUGAGAAACAUCUGGCUGACCACUGCUUGCAAAGCCCGUCACUAAGCUAGAGCAACGGAUGCUUUGAUCCUGAAGAGCUUUUUUUGCAUUCUUAGCCGCUUUCCAAGUGCUCACUGUGGUAGGUUCCUAGAGAGGGAUCGUAGAAUCGUAGAGUUGGAAGGGACCACGGGGGUCAUCUAGUCCAACCCCCUGCAAUGCAGGAAUCCUUUGAGGGGCUCAAACCCACGACCCUGAAAUUAACAGCCUCAUGCUCUGCCCCCUGAGUUAUCCCAGUGUUUCUAAGAAUGACCGGCCACAACAGGCAAAUGAUGGCUACCGCUCACUCUGAAUGAGGAUUUGCAAGAAUUGUUCUAAGUAAGUGAACAAAAAGCGGUUGGCUUGUUAGCCCUGCGCCAGCCUUCAGCAACCUUGCAGGGACACAGAAUUGUAGCCCAAAACAUCUACUGGGCACCAGAUUGGGGAAGCCUGGUUUAUACCCAGUUGAAUUGACACGGGUGGGAGUGGGGGGGGGGACUCUUUCUACUGUCUUGUUCUUCCCAGUUUGAUUUCCUUUUACUUAUUGUUUUAUUUCAAUGUUUGGUAUACCAUUUAAUCACAGUCACUUCUUGGAGAAGAGACCCGCCCGAACCUCAUGGAACUGCAGUGGCUCUUCUGGGCCCAGUGUGGUGUAGUGGUUAAGAACAGUGGACUUGUAAUCUGGGGAACCGGGUUCGAUUCCCCGCUCCUCCACAUGCAGCUGCUGGGUGACCUUGGGCCAGUCACACUUCUCUGAAGUCUCUCAGCCCCACUCACCUCACAGAGUGUUUGUUGUGGGGGAGGAAGGGGAAGGAGAAUGUUAGCUGCUUUGAGACUCCUUAGGGUAGUGAUAAAGUGGGAUAUCAAAUCCAAAACUCUUCUUCUCUUCUUCUUCUUUGUAAAUCCAAUCAACCCUCACCUCCCGUGUUUCUUUUGUGCUACCUCCCCAGGCGGCCACAACGUGACUAUUUCUCUGCAGUCGAGGACUGGACACACACACAUGCCUUCGGUGGUCGGCGUUCUGGUCUUCACCCAGUUCUGGUUCUGGUUUCCUCUCUCUCACUUCUUGUCGCUGGCCUUCACCCCGACCUGCGUCAUCGGCCUUAACAAGGACCUCAAGGUACGUCCUUCCAGGGGCCAAAAUGGCGUUGCGUCGGUCAGAAUGGCCUGGUGGCAUUCUGCGUGCUCCAGAGUUGCCUCUUACCUGCCCAACCCAGUGAAGAAGAGUUUUAGAAGAGUUUGGUGCUGACCUUUAAAGCCCUAAACGGCCUUGGCCCAGUAUACCUGAAGGAGCAUCUCCACCCCCAUCAUUCAGCCCAGACACUGAGGUCCAGCUCCAAGGGCCUUCUGGCAGUUCCCUGAUUGUGAGAAGCGAGGUUAUAGGGAACCAGGCAGAGGGCCUUCUCGGUAAUGGCACCCGCCCUGUGGAAAGGAAAUAAACAACUAUCUGACUUUUAGAAGACAUCUGAAGGCAGCCCUGUUCAGGGAAGUUUUUAAUGUUUGAUGUUUUAUCGUGUUUUUAAUAUUCUGUUGGGAGCUGCCCAGAGUGGCUGGGGAAACCCAGCCAGAUGGGUGGGGUAUAAAUAAUAAAUUGUUGUUGUUGUUGGUUGUGUAAAUAGGUUUGGCCUUGUCUUGCCCCUGGGGUUUUUGCUUUCAGCUGUUGAGCAUUGUGAUUUCCAAGCUGAGCAUGGUAGUACACAUGCAGGCCUGUAGAGCCAAAGGUCUUGGAUCUAAUAUUUUAUCAUCUCCUUUAAAAAGGGAAUUAAUUAAUGGGUGAUUUGAAAAGCCUUUCCCCCUCUUGCCUGAGACCCUGGAGAGGAACUGCUAAUCAGAGCAGGAAACACCAUCCUGGAAGGACCAAUAAUCCUACUCAUUGCAUAGCAGCUUCCUUAUAAUGGACAAACAGGUGUUUUGCCUGCAGAAGGUACCUGGUUUAAUCCCCAGCAUCUCCUGUGAAAGGGACCCUGGGUGGCAGAGCUGGAAAAAUACCCUCUUGGGACUUUAGGGAGCAGCAGCUACCUGGAGAAGCCCAUCCUAGGCCAGGUGGAUCAGUGGUCUGACCUCAUCGCAAGUCUGUCCCCAAAACCAAGGCGAUGGUUUGGUCCUUUAACAGUUUCAGGGGAACCGCCUUCAGAUUCUCAGUUUCCGGCUUCUCCUUAAGCCCGAACUGCUGAUCUCUCUCCUCUUCAGCACCACCCUUUCAAAUAGAUUUGUGGGAUGCAAUUAUACUCCCUUUCGUUAAGUUCGGGCGCCGUUUGAUUCCUGUGGGCGAAAAGGGGAGCCAGCAGUGAGCACAGCAUCACAUCGGCGCUCUCAAAGGUUAAUCUUUCAAGCUUCCCCCUCUGAGAGGAUAUUGCGCCCCCAGCUAUGGAAAGCAGGAUGAGAAUCUGCAUCAGCCAGGAGGCAGGAGAAGAAGGGAGCCGUUUCCUGGCAACGUUAAGGAAAGUGAUUGUAAAUCGCCAGGGUCGUGGUAGGUAGCUUAAGAUUCAGGGUGGAGGGCAGGUUUUGAAGUUGGCGUCCCUCUGGUUAAGGGGGGCAGGGAAAAUGCAGAGCAAACUGAAGCCGCCUCAUUCCUCCUCUGCCACUUCCUGAACACUGCUGGAGACUUUUAUCUCAGGGGUGGCUUAGGAAAAAUGACUUGCCAGCUUGGAGAGUAGAGAUGAUUUUAUUUCGGACUCUGCUGCCGCCGCCGAUUUGCACAGCCCUCUUACCGCCAUCCUCAAAAUGCAGUCUUUGCUUUUAUCCUUUUAACAGGCAGAACCAGGGCUCCGGGCAGUCCUUGUACUUGCAGCUCCCUCACCUUCAGCAUCCUGAGAAUAAUUUUUCAAGAGACAUUUCUAGGCUGCAAGUAGAAGUUUCAGAAUGUGCAAGAAGUGCCUGGUCGGAACCUGGGGGCUUCUGCCAAUAGGAGAAGAAUAUAUUAUAUUUACAGUACAGAUUUCAGGUUGCUUUUCUGCAUCCUUCUCCAGCUUCUUGCCUUCCAGAUGUUUUAAACUCAGCCGCGCAGGGUGGUGCUAAUAAGAGUUCUAGUCCCAAACCUCUGGAGGGCACCAGGUUGGUGAAGGACUCAGAAAAGCAAUUGCAUUACUUUAUUAUGUGAACGUAUGGAGCUGUUUUUUACUGAGUUAGAUUAUUGGUCCUUCUAGUCCAGUAUUGUCUACUCUGACUGGCAGCGGCUUUCUGCAGUCUCUGGAAGAGAGACCAUUCCCAAGCCUUGCUUCCUGUAUCUGGAGAUGUUGGGGAGUGAAACCCAAUAUCGCCUACUUUGACUGCCAGCAUCCCUUCAAGGUGCUAGAUGGAAGGUUUCCCAGAAUUUUUAACUAGUAAUCCCAGGGAUUGAACUGAUGACCUCCUGCAAGCAAGUCAGGUGCUCUACCAUGGACCUGAGGCCCUCUCCCCCAACUAAGUCCAUUGAAUCUGUGGUGUGAAGGACUGUAGACGUUCCCAAGCAGGCCAGGCUGUGGGGUAAGCACUUUCCAAGCUUUCCCGAAGAGGGAGGUGCAGAGAGAAUUGCCAUGUGAAAAUACCCAGUGAGACGAGAAGCCUCUUCCUGACUACUCUCUGCUUGCUGCCCAAAGCUGCUUGUUCUUGGGUCUGCACAACUGCAUCUGUGUCCAUGGCCAUGAUUCAGAGCAGUUGUGUCCUGGGGAAAUCAAACCUGAGGGAAAUGCCGUCUCAGAAGUAACUCGGAUUCUGCAACGACAGCAAGCCGAAUUCAGCAAUGUGUUUUGCAGGCUGGGCACAUGCCACCUCUCCGCCUGAAUUUCGCAUACUUCAGGCUACCCUUUUAUCCCUGCAAAUCCAGCAAGAUCACCUUGAGCUGAACGAUUGGCGCAGGCGGCAGAUCGGUUCUCAGAGAAAAACAGAUGAGCGGAUAAACCUGCUUUCUGCAGUCUCGUCUCAGUCUGUGAAGUACAAGAUUGAACUCUCCACGAUAUGUAAAAAAAAUAUGUCCCUGCGCAUAGGGGACUAGCUUAUGUGAGAUAUGGUUGCGUUAAGACCCUUUGAGGGCGGAGGGGACCCAAUCACAAAGGCCCCAUGUGGUACAGUCCACAAACAGGCUCAUCUGCUCUCAGUUAUAAUUUGGCCUUGGAAGUCAGCGGCCAGUGGCCACACUUACCAAAGGCAGUCUUGCCAGUGUUACUUUAGGUACUUGUGCUUGAUCCUAAUUCAGGAUCCGCACAAUGAAGUUUGUAGGAUUUUGACAGGCGUCACAGCAGGGAAGGAAAUUGCAUGUGAAAUCCCUCAGAAGACUUAUGUCGAAUAAAGAGUGUGUCUUUCCACUCCCCCCAUCCUCCCUGGCCUUUUUAUUUCACUGUAGCCUUUGCAAGACGCUCCUUCCGUCUUUCCUCUAGCCUCACAAGGGCUAGAAACUUGGGCAUGUGUGAAUGUGAGAUUCUCAAGAUGCUGAAUUCUGAACCUGCCACCAAACCCCACACUUUCUGUUUGCCCAGCCCUGCCUUCAACAUCCCUUUUUCAGUCAUGGCCGAAAUGUGAAAAGCCGGUAGAGAACGCAAGAGCACAAACAGUGCUCUGUACCGUGUGGGAGCCAGCAAGAGCUCAACUGCCUCACCGGGACUAAAUUGCCUGGUAAUGGAAUAAUGAUGUUUCAGUCCCCGAUGGCUCAGAAGCUUCCGGCGAGUGGCAGAGGCAGCAUUUGUGCUUCACCUGGCUUGUGUGCGUCUCCCAACGAGGGCACCGCACGAGGCUACCGCUUUGCUCCCCGGCCUUCCGCCAUGCCUGUCCAGCUUUGCCCUCCAAACGCUCUCUCUCUCUUCCUUUUGCAGAUGCCAAAAGUGCAGUACAGAUCCAACGUCAAGCCCUCCACGUUUGCCUACCCAGCCCCGCUGGAGGUGCCGAAAGAGAAGGAGAAAGAAAAGGUGGGUGAACGGCCUCCCUGUUUCCAUGUGGGCUGCUUGGCUUUGUGCGCAGACAGAACAAACAGUUGCCCCUGCUGCUGCUACAUUGGGACCCCUUCACGUGUCUCGAGGCUUCUCUGCCCCUGAGAUCAUAGCCGAAAUUGCCCCUCUGUGCGAUUUCAAACAAUGUGUGGUAGAAAACCUUAAGUUUGCCCUGAAACGGUGGGCCUGGCAGGGAGCAGGGGGCAGUCCUGAAUCCCUGGUGCUUCCCUCCCUCAUUUCAAACAUACACUUUUAUUGGUCAUAGAUUAUGGGUGGAAUUCAGUGUAGUGCUAAGGAGAUUGGUCAGUUGGUGUGAGCAUCUCUGUUUGCCCAGUGGGAUGGUCUUCCCUCUCCUCCCCCAGUGUUCUUGGGGAAAGCCCUCUUGCGCUAGCUUCCACUAAUGGCCCAGCAUUUUCAGAUGUACACUAUUAGUAUUAAUGGGUGUACACGGAUCUGUCAAAAUGUAAUGUGUGAAUUAACCCCAAAAGCAGCCCUCAAAGGAUGCUGCCUCUGCGUGCUCAGAAAGGAUAUGAGGCCAACUGGGAGGCUCUCCCUGCUCCAGGGACUCUUUCAGAGAAGCAUUGGAAGGCUCCUCAGGAGAUUAAGAGCUCCUGCUUUCUCACCCUCUGAAAACAAACCUUUUGAGAAGCAAGAGUGAACUAGGCCUCCAACUUUGGGGCCCUCUAAUCUUGGGGGCUUCAUGGGCUGACCCUCCUUCUUCCACCCCUCUUCACACACACACUUCCCCCACUCCAGUUGGGGCCUCCUGCCCCCCUGCCAUAUCUGCGCCUGACCCUCAGAGCACCAUUAUUGGCUUGUUCUCCUGAAAGCCUUUUGUUGUUCUCACGCUCAGGUUUCUACUGCUGUGCUGUCCAUCACGGCAAAGGCUAAGAAGAAGGAGAAAGAGAAGGAGAAAGAGAAGAAGGAAGAGGAGAAAAUGGAAGUGGUGAGUCUAUAAUCUCCCAUCCUCUGAAUCAUCGUCCAGGAAUGCUGUUCCAGGGCAUUGAUCUAGGAAGCAUGACCUCUGGAGCCACUUCAUGGUGGUCAAACUCUCCUCUUCUCUAUCAGUGGGUUCCUUAGGCAUCAGUAAGGACUCACCAACUCCAUUCAUUGUCAGUCAAGAGGGAGUCAACAUUAAAUUGACACUGCAGUUGGAAGAGAGAGAAGCAGUGACCUUAGUCUAACAUCCCUGUGCUGCAAAGCACUAGUAAGAUCUUGGCUAUACCCUAAAUCCAGCAAACCCUGAAUGAAUUCAGUCAAUGUGGUUUCAUCCCAUAGUUAAGUGGCGUUUGCAGUUACCUUACGGUGGUACCUGAAUUGAACAAGUUUAUUUGGAAAAACCACCAUGUUUUGCCGAACCUUCAGGAAACUCUCUGGCUUGCAGAGACUGUGGUGUCUGGAGCUGGUCAAGCAUGGAGAGGGAGACAGAAGCCUAGCUAUGGGCCGUGGGGCAGGGAGGGACCCUGCUCCCUCUGCCUGGCCCUUAUUUGCUCAUCUCACUCUCUGGCCUUCAGUUGGGCCCCAGAGAAAGCCCCAAAGGAACGGAAGGCAGGCCGAAGAGGGGCAAAGACGUGAUUGCUGCAAGCGGGACAGAGGCAGUUUUAUCCAAGCUGACCAGUUUCGGAAGUGGAUGAGGAGGCUGCUUCUGAGGAGGGCAGCCUUGCUUCUACUCUGGCCAAGCUAACUUGGAGUGAGUUCUUUAGAAGAGGAGAACAGACAUGGGGAAAUGCAAAACUGAGUGCUGAGCUACAUCAAAUAUUCCCAUUUUUCAGUGUUCUCCGGGUAUCUGGUUGGAUUGUCCCGGGGCACUAAUUUUUCCCUAAGAGGCUGAGAUGUCGCCAGAUGAGGCUCCCUUUUUAUAGCUCCUAAUAUUUGGAAUCAGAGAAGAAUCUUGCAGUUGCCACCACCCCAGGAGCCUCUUGGGGUCUUCACCUUCCUUUGUAGCAUGUGGCCUGGAUCACUUGCUUGAGUCAUUUGCUCAGAAGUUGCCUUGGGGUGGUGCUCCCAUGUUUCUUCCUCCCACCCCCUUUCUCUUUCUGGUCGGUGCAGGGCCAGUGUUGAGAGACUGACCCACACGCCAGCCGAAACCCCUGGCCCCACUGCUCCCUGCUGUCCCUCCCUGUUCUUCUGCCCAGGGUGGGUAAGCAGCAAGCUGUGUUCCCUCCCACCCUGGCUUGUCUUUUGCUUUUGGGGGGUGGGGGGUGGAGGUGGCAUGAACUGGGUGCAGAUGUGAAGGCCCAGCAGUCAAGGGGGCAGUAGGAGCAGUGGGGAGAACUAAAAAAUGGAAGCAAGCACUGGGGAAGUUGGUUUGGGCAUUUAUGUGCUGCAACCUUCCCUAGUAGUUUUGGACUACAACUCCCAUCAUUCCCUGCAAGUGCGGCCAUCACCCUCCAGUUGUAGUCCUGAACAUCCGGGGAAGGCUGAGAGAGCACUUGAAGGAGCUUUCAUGCGCAGCUAUCCUUCCAUCUGAAGGACAGGACAUUCUUUCUUAGUACCCCCACAUUACUGAGCGAGGGGGACCACCCAUUGAGUUCAUAGCCGAGUCAAGAAACUGAAGCUGAAGCCUGUUUGGAUCUUUCCACUCUCCUCUGUCUUCCGCUCCGGCCGCCUUCAUCUUUGUGUCCUUUUGGCUCUGGGGUGUCUUCUAUUGUCCGGGCAACUUUUCUUCCCAACUCUCUGGGAACUGAAAGCCCUCUUCCUGUGUUGUCCAAACAUGCGGCCGUACCUGUGAAGGGGGGAAAACAUGACACAGGCCCAGAGGCAUUUUAACAAGGCUGAAGGAAAGCCUUCCUUCCACCAGCCCACGAGGGGAGCAAAGUGUACCUGAAGUAGCCUCCAGAGAGCUAUCAAUCCCGGCCGAUUUCUCACUGCUGCCAUCUUUGGAGACAGCUUUAUGGCUCAGAAAAACACCCAUCGUUGAGCUUCGGACGGGACAGGAUAAAGUUCUGCUUCUUUUUAAAAUUUGCAGCCAACCCAUUAAGGCUGCCUGGCGUGCCUGGAUUUUGGCUUCGUUUUGCUUUAUUAUUCAUUGACGUGGGGCACGUCUGUGCUGGUACGAAGGCUGGACGAUGGGCAGGUUCUGCUGUGGCUCCAGGUCCUGUCCUCUCGUAUGUAUUUGGCUGUGUGUGUUUUUAACGCCUCCUUCCUCCCGUCCCCAAACAGGACGAAACCGAGAAGAAGGAUGAGAAGGAGAAGAAAAAAGAGCCUGAGCCGUCCUUCCAGCUCCUUGACAAUCCGGCCCGGGUGAUGCCCGCCCAGCUCAAGGUCCUCACCAUGCCGGAAAGCUGCCGAUACCAGCCUUUCAAGACCGUGAGUCGAGCGCAUAUCUCUCCUCUGACGACCCUCUUCACACCAUAAAGCGGGGGGUGGGGGACCUGUGGCACUUUCUGGGUGUUGUUGGACUUGACGACCCAUCAGCCCCACCCAGCAUGGCUCCUGGGCAGGGGAACGAUGGGAUUUGUAGUCCAGCAGCAUCUGGGGGAGGGGGAAGGCGACAGAUUCCUCCCACUUACCAUGUCAUUGGCUUUGAGCAGGUUAAAUCAUAUUUAACUAUAGGACCCUUCACUAGAAGGUUUUGAAACAGGAAUAGUCAGAUUCAUGGAGGAGAGGGCUAUCAAUGCCUGCUCUCCCCAGACCCUGCGAUCAUCAUGAGAGGCCCUUCUUCAUGUGCCUCCUCCACAAGAGGUCCAGAGGGUGGCAACACGAGAACAGGGCCUUUUCUGCGGUGGCUCCUCGUUUAUGAAAUGUGCUCCCCAGGGAGGUGUGCCUGAUGCCUUCAUUAUACACUUUUAGGUGCCAGGCAAAAAAAUUUAAAAAUGGUGUGGCACAAGCUGCCAAGGAAAUGAAACAACUAUCUGACUUUUAGGAGACACCUGCAGGCAGCCCUGUAUCGAAAUUUUUAAUGUGUGAUGUUUUACAAUCUUUUAUAUAUGCUGUAAGCUGCCCAGAGUGGCUGGGGGAACACAGCCAGAUGAGUAGGGUAAUGAUGAUGAUAAUAAAUAAUUUAAUUCUGAAAGUGUGGUGCAGUAAAAAAAAGUUUGAGAAGCACUGCCUUAGGCCACCUCUGUCUCCUCUUCAUUGCAUUAUGGCUUAUGCAAGAGACCUUCCUGGUAGAUUCUUUUCUCUCUGCUAGGUGAGGGCCAGUGGGCCGUUUCCAGUCAGGAUUACCUUGGAGAGGCUGGACUUCUUUGCCGCCUCCUGCAGAUGUCCCUUUGCUGGGCAGGGUGCCAGAAAGGGGGCAGAGAUUGUCAGGUGGCUAAAUUUAGCUGCAGCCGCAAUUAAACAAGGGGGUGGGGCCAGGUCUUGCCCCCUCCCCCUGCUCUGGAUUGGCUGGCUUGUGAUGCAGCUUUUGCAUGACCCUGACUCUCUGGCCCCUGACCCAGCAGCCUCAGGGAACCUUGAACUCACGUUGUGCUCCUCUUUCUCCAGCUUUCCAUUGGGGGCAUCAUUGUCUUGAGAGACACCAGCGAGGACACAGAAGAGCUGGUGGAGCCCGUGGCUGCUCAUGGGCCGAAGAUUGAGGAGGAGGAGCAGGAACCGGAGCCUCCGGAGCCUUUUGAGUACAUUGAUGACUAAGACACGGGGGUACGUAAGAGGGAGACGUCCCUGCCUGGGCUGAUCCUAACCCAAGACAGCGCCCCUGAGGAAAUCACAUGUGCAGGGGACGAUGGACCUUGCCGUAUUCUGAUAUUCAGAGGUAUGCUGCCUUUGGAUGUGGAAGCUCCAUUACUGUCAUUCAGGAUCAAUAGCCAACAAGAAGCCAGUUGACAGAGUCGCCCAAUGACAGGGCCGGCCUCGACAUUAUGUGGCAACAAGCACCGUGGUUAGUCCCAUGUUGAGGAAAGUCAGGCUUUGCUCUUACCCACCUGCUCUCAAAACAACAGGAGCAGUACGACAUUCACUAGCUUUCUAAAAUCCAGUACAGUCGUACCUCGGGUUGCGAACACUGUAGGUUGCACGUUUUCGGGUUAUGGACCGCGCCAAACCUGGAAGUACCGGAACAGGUUACUUCCAGGUUUUGGUGCUCGCGCAUGUGCAGAAGCGCCAAAUCACGUCAUGCGCGUGUGCAGACGCGGUGCUGCGGGUUGCGAAUGUGCCUCCUGCACAGAUCACGUUCGCAACCCAAGGUAUGACUGUGGAUUGAACUGGUUUCUGCACAGAGAACUGCACACAAAACUGGCAAAUAAUUCAGUAGCUGUUGAGAACUGAACCAGGCUGGGCAGAGUGCAGAAUUCUCAGCUCUGCCUGUACCAUUUGGCUCCAUCGUUCCCUGUGCCAUUUCAUUCCCACAGGCAGCCUUGUGCCUUGGCCAGGGCUGUGCCUCUUCUGCAGCGUGGCAGGUCCUGGACAUCAGCUCUGGAUUCCUGGACUGGUGUUGAGGGCUCUUGCCAGGCUGGAUGGCUCAGAGGGUCAGCUUCGAUUUCUGCUUUGACUGGGUCUGCUGAAACCCAAGCCUCACCUUCAGGUUUCUUGUAGAGUCAGCUGUUAAUCAGCUGCAGUCUUUGGAGCAGGGGAGUUAGAAGCCCGUUUGCCAUAUCUCCAGCUGCUAACAGCACCUUAAUCACAAAUGAUGACCUUGCGGGCAAGUUCGUGGCUGAAGAAAUCAGUCGGUUCGGCUUCCCCUCCCAAAAAGCAAGCCAUGUUCUGGAAGUGUUGUCGUUUUUCCUGAACCGCUGAAAUGAUGUCCAUGCAUUGCAGGUUAAUCUGAAGAACUGGAAUGGGUUGCUUAGAAGAUGCUUGCUCCAGGAAGCUCCUUGGGCCUUCCUCAACCUCUGGCACCUCCCAGGUGUUCUGGACUGCAGUCCAAAAGCAUUUGAGGGCGCCAGCUUGGGGGGCGGCUGGGAUAGGUCGCCCAGUAAAACAUUUCAGAGAGUAGCCUUGAAGGGUGGCUGAGACCUUACCGUUUCGCCUCUGCAGCUGAGUGAAUCUGGGCCCAGAAUCGGAGGAAUGCACCGUGUGGUGGUAGAGCUGUGGUUGCCACUAACUCCUUGCCUUUUUUUUGUGUCUCCGCUGUCCUUUAUUUUUCUCCCCCUCCUAGGGCCCUUAAAGGAAGCUUGGUGCGCAUUACGUCUGAAAUGGAGGAAACGGCCCGGAGGAGGCUCUUGCUGCAGCCUGCAGCUCAGUGCAUGCUCUGUCGCUUCUGUGCUGACCGGCAGCAGGCAGUCCACAUUUUAUGGGUGACAAAAGGAAAAACCUAUGCUCUCUUUAGUGUACUCUUUCACGAGAAACCAGUUUUCAAAAUAAAUAAAUUAAAAAACCCAAGCGGUGGCUUUGUUCUUCAUUAUUCCUCGCCUGCAACUUCAGGAAGAUGUGAGAUGAGUUUCACAGCCUCACUUGCCUUUGU
Molecule: messenger RNA, 85598 nt
Organism: Podarcis lilfordi (Lilford's wall lizard)
Lineage: Eukaryota; Metazoa; Chordata; Lepidosauria; Squamata; Lacertidae
Source: the annotation of a GenBank genome assembly